GUGUACUGCAACUGGUGUGUGUGCGCGCAGUUUCGGAACGCGCGUGUUCGUGUGCGCAGUGUUGUGGUCGACGGCCGCGUCAAAUAAUAAUUUAACGUAGAUUUCGUUUUUUUUUUCCACCAGUUUUCCGGUUGAAAAUUCGCGACCAUUACCGAUAUCGUAAUUAUUGUACGACCGUAAUAUUAUAAUACACGGGCGUUCGCCGUCCGCUCCCGUGCCCUUUAGAUUUCUGUCAGGGGGCGCCCCGAGGUGCCAUGCGAACCGGCGGACUCCUGUAUUAUUGUAACAUAUUAUAGGUAUACGUAUAUUGGACGAAACGUGCGGUUUUCUUAUAAAUGUUUCUCAGAGAACAUGGUGAGUUUUUCUGCUUCGCAUUUUACACUUAUUGAUUAUAGUUUAUACGAUAUAAUAUUUCAAAUCCCGUAUAUAUUUUAUGUGUACGUACGGCCGGCGCGCGCGACGACGAACCCCCUCCCCCCCGCGAGGGAAGAACGCUUGGAACUUUGCCAUUGCACAGCGGUUGAAUUACUACUGGAUAUCCGAGCGGAACAGAAAAACUAAAUAGAAAAUUGUCGCGGAGAAAAUAUGAUUCGAUUAUUGCGCGUACUAAGACAAAACUAUCGUAAAACGGAGUAGUGAUGUAAUAUUAUAGUUUUCGGUUGGUGAACACUCGGACACGUUGAAAUUAAAAAUAAACGGUAUAAUGGUGGGGGAGGGCAUUUAAAGACUUCCGACGGUGGAAUUAUAGUCUACGUUUUGCUCCGUUCGGUUCAGAGCGUAGGGAGAAUAAUAUAUUUGUUUUUUGUUAGUCUUGUCAUAUAUAUAAAAGUGUUUAUCUCGCCUAAUCCGAAAGCUUCACGUGGUCCCUACACCGAACGUGUUUAUUGAAAUUCAAUCACGGGUGUUUGUAGUCGAAACGUGCAGUUGUUAUAGAUAAUGCGAGUGAAUAGUGCACGAAGCUUUCCGACGGCAAUGGCGAAAGAAUUAGAUAAAUAUUGAUUUUUUUACUACAUCCCCCUCCCCUUUGCCGAGAAAACAUUAGAUUGCGAAUAGAAUUUAGAAAACUUUAAAGAACCCGAGACAAACUUUCUACUAUCCAUCCAAACUAUUACUAAAGUUUGGAUGGAUUUACAACUUUGGUAAUAGUUGUAAAUAUUGUACACCAGCCGUCGGUAUAGGAUUGUAGACUAACAUGCGUAUUAUACCUACCGCGGUUAAGUAUUAAAAUAGGCACAAGACAAGGCCAUACCUGAGAGGGAGUUUUGGAAGUUAACUCCCCACCCCGGAAAUGUUUGGUGUCGUAGUAUAUUUUAGGGAAAUAAUUUUUUCAUUCAAUAAAAUUAGAACAAUUUAAACGAAUUUUAAGCUUAUAAUCCCCCUUCCCCCCACUAUCGUCAAAAUUAUUAAACAGUUGUGGCCUUGGUGUUAGAAGCGCUAUUUCAAUAUAUCUCGAGUUUUUCAAUCGGAGUAAACUUUUUCGUACGUUUUACGGACAUUUUACAGUUCUGGAGGUUUAAAAAAUAUAACCAAUUUAUUUUGAUUACAAAUUUUGAAAAGGUAUAUUCGAGUUUGCAUUAGUUAAGCUAUAGGGAGGUACUGUUAUUUAUUAGCCAUAUACUAAAGUCUCAUUUUUUAGCGAUAUACUUAUACUCAGAAACGUGCACUAAAAAGUACACUUUUAAUACAUGAUAUUUAAUUUAUUACGAAAACGGACAUUUUAUUGUAAUUUUCGUCGUGCGGUUUAAAUAAUAUAUAUUAAAAAAUGUACCAAAGUAAGGAAAAAAAAUUAUUUUGAUUUAACGAUUUUAUUGCAUGUAAAUCCAGAACGUAUAAUUGGGUAUGCUAUAUUAUUACUAUCGAUAAUUUCAAUCACGACAAACAAGUUUUUUUUUUACUUGGAAAUUGUUUCAAUUUAAAUAUAUAAUUACUGAAUUUAUUUGAGAAUUGCUUUACUAUAUAUAUUAUAUAUAUUAUAAAUAUACAUUAUACUAUUAUAAAUAUAUAAUGGAUAUGAAAAACUAAAAAACGAUUUCAUUCACAUAAAAAAAAGACGAAAAUCCUGAACGGAGCGUGAGGAAGCAGCACAGUAGGUACUUUAUAGAAUAAAACAAAACGUUUAAAUGGUUUUAUUCGAUAAUAUUAUUUCGAUUAUCUCGAUAAGACCAAAAAAAACAGCAAAAGUCAAAAAACUAAUGUAACCUAUAAUAACGAAAUACUAGUAUUUAUUCCAAACUAAAAAUAAAGAAAAUAUUCUAAAUUACGCGCGAUUUUGAAUAUCGAUUGAUGAUUAAAAUUGAUCGUCUAACUACAUGAAAUGUAUCAAAAUAAUGACUUUGUUAUUAUUUAACGCAAAAUCGUACCGCGUUUAAUUUAUUUACUAUAAUAAUAUCAUUAAUUUUCAAUGUUAAAAUAUUUAUGACGACGCGACCUUCAAUUAUGUAUAAAAAAAUUACGCCUAUUUCGUAUUUUAAAUGAUUAUUGGCCUAUUAAGACAAAGUAUACGAUUUAUUUAUUUUAAAAAAAGGACAAAUUUUCAUAAAGGAAUUUUUUUUUUAAUUUAAACAAUUUUAAGAUAUAUACGUUUUUUUCAUCAGUGGUCGUUGUAUAACAAUAUGGAAAAUACUGUAUUACCGGGAAAACUCUUUUCAUAUUAUAUAAUAUUUCAUUUAUUAUUACGACAAUAUAAAGUCGUUGGAAAUGCAUUUUUUUUUUUUUCGUAACUAAACAGUUAAGCUGUAGAAUUAUAAAGUAUUGAAAUUCGAAAAAAAAAACCAUGGAUUUAUAAAGAGAGCUUAUAAUGUAUACAAUACUUUUAUUACACAAUUCAUAUAACGGGUAAAUAUAAUAUUAAAUUUGUUUUGUUUGUUUGUUUUUUUUUUUUUUUUUUUUUUUUUUUGGAAAAGAUGAACCCAAUUAAACCACGUCCGUUGUAUUUUGUUAUUAUUUUAUUAUUCCAACAUUUGUCACCUGCAGCUCUAACUUAAGUACAACUUUUACUAUCCAAACGACAGUGACGUAGCUACACAUUCAAGCACCCUGAGGCUAAACAUUUUGUUUGCCCCCUAUAUAAUAGAACAUAUAUAUUAUACUCUUUAUCACUGAAACAAUGCUGUGAUUAUAUUUUUGACUGAGCAAUCAUGUUUUUUCUUUUUUUUUUUGGAAAAGAUGAACCCAAUUAAACCUUAUCACAUUAACAAUUUCAUUUUAAUUUUAAAUUGAGUAAAAUCGGUUUAUCACUACAGGUGAUACAUGAAUCGCAGUCAGUUAAAUUGACACGAACUAUAAAAGUUAUACUAGGCCUGUUUCACGUACACGUUUAUAUAUUGAUUCAAUUUUAACCAUAAUUUGUCUAUACCUACUACUUGAUAAUCACUAGCGCCCCUAUCACGCAUAUAAGUGCCCCAAAAAAACUGUAAGUCCGUACACUGUAACUCUUUUAAAUAUUUAUCGAAUUAAAAUUGGGCCUUCAAAUUAUCGUUCCAAUAACAGGUUAUUUGUCGAAUCGAUAAAAGCAGUUUCAGCAAUAGUCAAUCACUGUAUCGAAUCGAUUUCGAUGCUAUCUGUUCAAUAACUAGUAAUUGAUCGUUUAUGUGACCCGGCAUAAGUAUAUUUUACAGCUACGCUUCAGUAUUAAUAAUAAUAAUUAGGGUAAAAAUUAUAAUACAAAUCGCAUUUUUUUUCUGUAUCACCUAAAGCAAUGUUUUCCAAGCACAAAAUUCAUUUCAUAUAUUAAAGAAUUAAAAUAUGAAAUUUUUAUUUAACAUUUUUAGGUUUUUAAGGAAUUUUUUCAAAUAUUUUGAUUUCCUUCUAAAAUAAAAAAAAAACAUAUUUUUAUUUUUAAAAUGUAUUAUGGAUUUACCGGCCGUACCGGAUAAAUAUGAUGCGUGCUAAUAAAGGCUGCAAUAAAGAAAACGAUAAGCUAUUACGAAAAAAGUUUUUUUUUUCAAAGUUUAAAAUAAUUUUUAGAGCAUUUAAAUUCACACCCUAAUAAUAAUAAAAUUAAUUUGAACAAUUUAAAAAUAUACAGAAUGUAUGUCAUUGCAUAGGAAAUUGUUUAAUCCUACAUUCUGCAGAUACCCUACAUGUAUAUAAUAUAAUCAAAAACCUUGUAUACAACGUAGGCUACUAUCGCGAUCGUAAGUGAUGGGAAUUUCAGAAUAUGUAUAGGUUUUAUAAGGGGAUAAUUUAUUCUAUAUAUUAAAAGCAACAAUAAAGCAUCGCAAUCAAAAAAUUAUUCCGAGUGGAAUUCGGUAAACUGGAAUGGUUAUACGUCAUCAGGUUUUCUUCACUUGCAAAAAUAUAACCGAUGUAUCGUCAUCAAUGAUUGUCAGGUAUUCUCUUAGGAUUUUUUAAUGAAACUGCACUUAGGGAUCUAGAAAAAUUAUUUAAAUUAAGUACCGCAAGAAACUCCGUAUCUUUUAAGGUGUGGACGUGUAAAAAUCGGAGCAUUUUUACUAAUCGAAAAAUUGUUUUUUUUUUCCGAGCAUCUAUAUAAAACUUUAAUAACUUCUUCGUCAAUACACUCAAAAGUCGAAUAAUUCAAGGAGAAUAUAUUUUAACGGCAGCCGCUAUCGCGAUAUAUUUUAAACAAUUUAAUUAAUUUUCGAAAUGUAUUUUUAACAAUGCAAGCGAACGCAACGUAUAUUAUAUUUUAAAAGACCGCCGCGGCACUUUGAUAAGCAUCAUAUAGUAGUCUAGACACGCUAAAUCCCUACAAAAGUCGUCCGUUUCUCUCUCCGUGUAGUCCAUAUUAUAUAGCUGAUACGCCAAAUGCGUUAUUGUCCCUGUUUUAACGAAAACAAUAUAAUUAUACAUACAUCUCCGAAACGUUAUUAUAUACGAGUUCCAUCUGGCCAAACGGUUCGUAUACAUAUAGACUUGUUAUAAAGAUACAAUGGAUGCGGUAUGUAGCUUAUACACUAUUUAUAUAUAUAUAUAUAAUAUUAUUAUACCCACGUUCAAAUUUUCAGGUAAUGCGUACAUAAUAUAGUCGAUGAAUGACAAGUUGAAUGACCUAUUCGCGAGUAUAAUAUUGUAGUGUGUAUACCCACAUCGAGAUUAUCAAUAAAAGUUUGCCAGCGGGCUUUCAUUGGUCCGAAAUUCGUUUACACAAACACUGAAGUGUUCGUAAUGCGGCUAAAAAGGACACCGGCCAAGUGUCUUAUUAUUUCGCGAUAUACAUAAAACUCAUCUCGUCUAUUAUUUAUCGCGAUAUAUUACAGAAUAGAAUAUCCCGCGAAAACGAUUGCCUUAGUGUUUCAUAUACAGUCGUAUUUCGAAUGUCAAACGAUUGUUUAAACCCCGCACGAAAAGCGCAUUGUGCGGCUGCCGAUUCGGCCAUAUUUCAUUACCUACCGAAAAUAAACGUAACACUCAUUGUGUCAAUUAUUAUUAAUUGAAUUUGAUGGACAAAUAUGUUCUAGAACUUUUACCAAUGGUUAAUAAAAAUAAAAUGUAUACUUUGUUGAUGAACAACCGAAAUCAAACGAGCGAGAUUUAUUAACAGUAAUGUGUAAACGUUUCCGGAAUUUAUUUGUCUUUAAAAACUUUUUAGAAAACCAUGGCGUGUACCCGAUUGCCUAAUGUGGGGUUCGUUUACGAGAGUUUCCCAUUGAUACCGCGCGGUGACUACGUGACGAUACGUAAUGGGAAACAAAACGCCAAAAGGAAACGUUAAUAUUUUUAAGCCCAUCAAAUUUAAUUUAGUGUCAGGGCCCAUCGACAUUUUUUUAGUUUCGUCAUGCCCACUGCUUUUAAAACCAAUUGACAGAAAGUUAACAAUGAUGCAAAUACAAAUACCUAACUGUUGGAUACAAUGACAAUUUAUUAUGAUGAUUUAUUUUUAUUAAUAUAAUAACUAUUAUUACUCCGAAAACCAUCAUGAUAUUUAUGUAUGUAUAUAUAUAUAUAUUAUAUAUUAUUAUAAUAUAAUUAUAUUAAUGGAACUCCAAAUUAACCAAUCAUAUCGAUGCGACCAAAAUUGUUGGUAAAGAAGAAUGUUGAAAUAACACAACGUCGUUGUCAAAACUAUACAUUGUCCCGUAUCUCGAAAAAAUUGUUUUCUCUAGAAGACGCAAAAAACUAAAUAAAAAAAAGUUUAAUACAGUUAGACAAUAAUUACUCAAAGAAUUAUGUAUUUUAUAAUUUUUGAUUACACAAAAUGAUAACCUGGAGGUACGAGGUAUUUUGACAAUAAUAUCGAUAUUAUAGACAUACCGUAAUGUUAAAAUGUUUAUAUUCUGCUUGGAUUUUGUGAAUUUUACGUGAUAUUUACACUAAAAUUUAAUUUUUUUAAUUCGGUGUAUACCUACAACUAAUUUUUAAUAUUCAUAGUGAUACGAUUUACUAUUUAACAACGAUGAUAAUAAUUGUAUACGAUUUAUAUUUCAUUAAGUGUUUCUUACCGAUAUUUUGACGUAUGGAAAAUUCAAAAUAAGACAUUUCGAUCAAAUAUUCGACAAGUUUAUGUUAAAGUAAAUAUUAUAGAGUAUAGGUAAACAAAAUACUCGGAAACCACUCGAUAAUAUUAUAUAUAUAUAUUUAAAGGGAAGAAUAAAUAUUUGAAUAAAGUGCCUAUGUAUCGAUGUUCAAAUAGUUUUACUUAAUAAAUCAAAUACUUUGCAACGCCGUGUUACCAUUCGCGUAUACGUGUAUAAUAUAGAGUUUACCUACACUUAAAGUUUAAACCGAAUAAAGUAAUAUGCAGUUUAUGCAUACUUAGGUACAGUGUAUAAAUAUAGUAGUAUUGCGGAAAAUGCAGAAAACGCCCAGCUAAAAAAUAAUAAUAAUAAAACGCUAUAAUGACGAUCGCGCCUUAAUCAUAAGUUGCGUGAGUAUAAAAGAGUAUGCACUUUUUUUAUUUUUGUAACAGAUUCCUAUCUCAAAUAUAAUAUAAUAAUAUAGUACACCGACUGCGCCCGACUCGUUAUGAAUAUUUACCGCGUCUUAUUACACUGUACGUAGGUUCGCAGUUAAAUUUCAUCAGUGCGCCUAAACAUUAUUGUUGUGUUUAAUAUAAUAAUUAUUGACGCAUUAACGGCUUUUAAUUUAGUUUUCCGGGUGUACCGAUUACAUUGUCAUUGAUAAUUUAGCCGAAAACCGUAUAUAAUAGUACAUUAUAGAUAUACGGGUUAGGUUAGGUUAGUCAUCUUUAUUGACGAAAACGAGCUCGUUUUUGUCGGACCACGACGUGACAGUUGGGCCAGAUUAUGUACAUUUUCGAGGCACUGAAACCGUCAUCGAAAUCUUUUUUCAGCUGUUAAUCACAUCAUGUAGGUUAUCAAGUCGACCGACGAUACCUAUGAUACAUAUAUUUUAUAUAUUUUACUACGCCAAUAAAAAGCAAACACAUCGUCAACAGACAGGCAGCAUAAUAAUGAAUACAAACUGUGUAUUGAAAAAAUAUAAUAUCAUCAGCCAAAUUUUUAACUAUCUGAACUCCAAAAUGGCAAUUUUACGGGAGAAACAAACAAAAAAAGUUUUCGUCGUAAAAGUCUCAACUACAAAAUGACAAUAUUUUAUACGCGUAGAUAAGAUUUUUCUUCAACUUAUUUCGUUGUAUUUGUAUCGGCACUUUCACGGAAUAAUAAAUUAUUUUAUUUUAUGAGUCAGCGUGUUUUUAAACGAUCAGGAAUCAGACCGACAGUAUAAUGUAGGCUCAAUAUUUUUUUUUUUUUUUUUAAUUAUAAAAUCAGAUUAAACGGUAAAUCUUUUUCGAAAUAUGCGCAUUGAUUCAAACGUAGUUACUAUAGUUUUCAAAACACAUAUAAGCUUCAGUUGAAGAGGACGAAAUUCGUACUACAUUUCUUGUAAGUCUAUUGUAUAUAGGACAUAGGUACUUAUCGCAUGUGCAGUAUUUAAAACUGCAUGCGGAGCGUAGGAGCUCUCCGUGAAUCCGUUUCUCGUUCGGUUUUUUUGUUAUUCGACGCCUCUGCGCCACUCUCUAUACAAAUUUACACCGAACACACACGCACACACACAAACACUGACGUACACGCGCGCCCAUGUCGUACCCAAUAAUGGCAAAUCAAUUUCGUCAAAACGUAAAAAUCGAUCUAGUCCGGACAUUGCGAAAGGUCACCGUGUCUUUAUUACCACUUUGUCUUACGCUAAAAUUAGAUUGUGAGCAAAUAUCACAUCUCCACGAAUGAUAAGAAACGUAACCUCAAGAGAAAAAAAGUCAUACUAUUAAAAUUUGACACUUAGUUCAUUAACUCAAAGACAUAUUAAUAAAUAGACUGUGUUUCCUACCUCCAGACUAUGGUUUCCACUGAAAAUGUUGUGUGAGAGAGAACAAUAUAUCGUAGGGAAAUAUUGGAAGAAGGAAUGCUUAAACAUUUUUUUGACCAUGUAUAUAAAUUAUAUAAAUAUGAUAAAUAUUUAAAUAUGCAAGUUUAAAUAACGGAAGAAAUGAGUUGUAAUCUUCUUCUUCGUAACUACCCCUCUGAUAUUACUAUCUUUUUCAUUAAAUGUCGGCUUUGGUUUACUAUCUUUAAGUGUAGUUCAUUUAUUAAACUGUCUAUGUAUUAACGAUAUUAUUGGAGUAAUAUUAAGUUUGGAGUUAGAUUGAGAUUUGUAUGUUUGGAAGUCGGUAUAUUUGAUUUUUCGGCUGUUCGUAUUUUUUUCCUAUAACCCGAGUGAGUUUGUCCCUCAGACUACCUAACGUUGUCUGUAAUUCCGGUAUAUAGCUCAAGGAGUAAAUACUUGUACGCAUCUCGGCCCGUUGAAAAUCUCGCAGUAAUAUUCGAAUGCAAAACCAACGUGCGACGAUAAUUAGAAUUUGUUUCCAAAUCACCUCUCAGGGAUUCGAAGUGGUUUUCGCCUUCUAGAUAUUAUAAAAACAAUAUUGUUCGAUAGUUUGUAGUUUUUUACAGUACUCUCUAGCUGCAAUUUUUAAUUAUCGUGAGUCGACUGUAUAAAAGCGUCGAAAAGCGUCAGCGCCGGAAAAGCUUUUUCUAAAAAUACGAUUUUCACAUUAUCACUAAAGACGCCACAAACUUUAUGCAGAGAACAAAGACUGUGAAAAAAAUGUGAAACCGAUGAAAAGUUUCAUACCGAUACUUAUAAAAAAUAUAAAACUAUUGAUACUACUUUUUUCAAUAAAAUGUAAUAAUAAUAAAGUUAAUAUUAUAAUAUGCUUUUUCGAAUUACUCAGUUCGACGUGAAACCGAAAAAAUUAUUUUCAAAAUAUACCCACAACCGACGGAAUAUGCAGAAGGAAGUAGAUUAGGAAUUAUAUGCCCCUCUAUCGGGCUUAAAAAUAUAAAGAAAAAUAUGAGUAUUUAUUUAAUAAUUUUUUUUCGAAUGCAUAUAUAUUUCUGCCAAAUUGUGAGGAAAAUCUUGAUGUAUUUUAAAAAUUGCCUUUUUUGAAUGGCUUUUAAAUUACCAAUUAUCAUAAUCGUGUCGGGUGCAGAAAAUGACCUUUACAUAUACGAUUAUGCAAUUUAUUUACGAUUCUAAUUAUUUGCUACACAUCUCCUCCCAUUGAAAAUUCCUGGAUGCGACAGUGACAUCAUUGUCUACAACGCGUUAUUAUUGCAUUCGAUUUUCUAAAACAAAAUAAAUAAAUAAAUCGUAUACCUACUAAUGAAAUACUGACCUACCCAAGAAGCCAAGUAGGUAUUACUUUUAUAUUACACUCCUUAUAAUAAUAUAUAUAUUUGUAGUCCUUGAAAAUAAAAAUCGUCAACGACACCGCGUUAUAAUGGUUGAUAUUGUAUACCUACACAUUUAUCACUACAAAUAAUUUGAACAAAAAGUUUUUCCGGUUUCACAAGAAUCCGGGUUCGCGUAACGACGUGCAUAUAAUGUCAUGUUGUAUUUUAAUCAAAAUUAACGACACGGCCGUUUCGUUAAGUCUAAUAAUAUGAUAAAUUGCAUUUGUCGAGGUUUUAUUUUUUAACAUCGUAAUAUUACGGCGUACAGGUGUCACGUAAAAUUUCGACUUCUUUAAAAGUGCGUUUAUUUGACAAUUUACUAUUGAUGCAAAAUAAUUUUUUACCUUUGUGCAAUACGAAAUAAACCAAUAAAAGGGCUAAACACCUUUUCUAAACUUUUUAAAAUUUUUUUUUUUUGAUAAAUUGAAAUUAGUUGCGUUCGCUCUUAAGUAUAAACCUAUCGGUUAGGUCAUCAUGAAUAUAUUGUUGUAAAAUAUACGAUGUAAAUAUUUUAUUCUAUAAUAGCACGAAUCGAUCGACUGUUUUUCUAGUUAGGAAAAACAAAAAAAAAACAAAAUGAAUACAUAUUUUUCGCAACUUUUUGUCAUGAAUGAUUAAAAAUUGAAAAAUACACUAUAGGCACAGCUGCAGAUUACAUUAUCUGCACUAUUUCAGUUGUCAUUUUACGAUAUUUAUAGAUUUUAGUAGAUAAAUCGAGAUAACGAAAUUAAUUAUGAUUUUCUUUUAAGGAACAUACUUUUUGUCAAUAUUUCUGAUCCGUAAUUUAUUUAAAAUAUAUCGCGUAAUGAUUUUAUAUCAAAAUUUUUUUAAUACACUUAAUAAUAAACUCAUUAUUCAAUACAAAUUUAUAGACAUAAAUUGACCGUUUGAAUGAUAAAAUAUAAGUUAAAAAUAUUUGGACAGAAUAAAUUCAACAAAUUAAAUUCCUUUUUAAAAGAAUGCAUUCAUAGAUGUCACUACUUUUAUUUUUAAGGAAUUUUAAAUUCGAAUUCAUCAUUUUAUGUUAGAAUGUGAAUGCAAACGAUGGAAUGUUUGUAUUCAUUAUAAAAAUAAUAAGAAAUGAUAAAUAGGAAUGCAUUACUUUUUUCAGCUCAGGAUUGUGAAUGGGGGUGAACUUUAGAGUAUUUUAAUCGAACAUUUCAAUAUUACAAACAGAAUUUCGAUACUUCAAUUAAUCUGUAUAUACCUGUAUUAAUUUAAUAUACCUAUUAUAACAUUUAAAAUAAAAUAAUAUUUUACCUAACAUCAUUUCGAAAUAUAAUUUUUAACUUAUAUACGGAUAUAACAAAGAAUAAGAAUAUAAUAUUCUACAGUUAAAAUUGUGUAAAAUAAUAAUUUGAAGUGUUAAUUUAUACCUGCUCACUGCAGUAUACUUGUAUUAUGUUUUGUUGUACAUUACAAUUAUAUUAUGUGAAACUUACAUUUGUGUCACAAACAUGUUUACUUAAAUCUUAUGACGCUAUGAUUAUUUCAUAACGACAGUUUCGGUUUAGUUUGAAGUAGAUACCCUAUGGCUUAUAUAGUUAUAAAUAAUGCAAAUAAAACUAAAUUCUUGAGAAAGGCAUUUAACAUGGUUCUACUACAAAUAUUCAAUUAAAAUGACUUUUUAUACUAUAAUAUACUCGAGCGACGUAUUACGUAUAAAGGCAACCAUUCAAUUCACGAUACCUGUUCUAUUUUAUUUUUUUUUUUACACUUACAUUAAUAUCAGUAAGUUUAAUUCAAAUUCCGAAAUCUUUUUUUAAAUUCUACAAACUAUAUAAGUGAUAUUAACCGUUAACUUAUUAUUUAUUUUGUAAAAAUUAAUUUAAUCGAAUAUAAAGUUUAAGACGUGAGAUUAUAGUAUUCAUAAAUUAAUUAUAUUAUUACACAAUUAGUACACUUCUUAAUAUUAUAAAAUAAAAUUUUGGUUUUUUUUUAAGUGAUAUCAAUACCAUAAGAAAAAAGCUAUAUCAGAGCUAGUAGAUCAACUUUUGGCUGAUCUACUGAUGGGUAUGCCACUGUUUUAGAAGCGAGGAUACGUACAGUAAUUUAAUUUAUAUCUGUACGGAGGUAAUAAAUAAUUAGUAAUGGAAAAAUAUUCCAAGUAGAGCAUUAUUAGUCUUAUAUUUCCAUUAUUGCUGAGGUGAAACCAGAAACAAACAAAAAUUAAAUCAAAUACUGCAGGUUUUUCCAAUUUAUUACGAAAACUACGUGGCAAAUCAAAAUGAACCUUUGCAAUGCUCUAACUAGAUCUAACUAAAUUCCCUACGAGAAAGUUGUUAUAAAAUGUUUGAUUGGUGUACGAUUUCUGGCAGGAAAGUUGUUCACAAACACACAAAAAAAUACAUUACAGUUAUAGUAAAACCGAUAUAUUCAUCGCUUUUCUCAGAAUCUAAAAUUAAUUAAAUGUAUACAAAACGGCUACUUAUAUUAUAAUAUAUGAUAUACAUAUAUAUUUGUUAUAUUUUGUAUAAUUCAAUUUAUAUUGUCGUAACAAAUAUGUAAUACUCGUAUUAUAAUUAGGGAUAGGUGAUUCAAUAUCUUUGAUACUUAAAACAGUAUUGAAUAUCGAAAUCUAUAGGUGAUUUUUGGUAUCGAUUUCUAUAUUUUAUUAUAUUAUAAAAUAAUAAGCUAUGCCAUGACAAUCACACCGUGGAUGAAUAGAUUAGCUAUAAUUAAAUAAACUAGUAUUUUUUUAAAUUUAAAUGUGUUAUUUCUUUCAAAUUCUAAAUAACGAAAUUUUAUAAUAAUAAAUGAUAUUAAAAUUUAGUAAUUGUGUUUUAAAAAUUAUUCUAAAGUAUAUAUUUGUCAUUUAAGUAGGUAUUUAAAUACCUACCUUAAAAUACAAAACGUUUAAAAACCUAUUUGAAAUAUACCACGCCGUCUGCGGUAAUCUAAAACUAUAGUAUUUUGUAAUUAUAACAUAAUGUAUUGAGAAUAUUAACCCCGUGUAUACCGGUUUAUUAUCUAAUCGAUUAUUAUUUGAAAUUCGUCUACAUUUUAUUAUUAAACACGCCAAUGAUCUUGACAUUAUCUCAAUAAUAUAAUUCGUAUAACCGACGAGAAACGAUUAAUAAUAUUGUCCGUCUUAGUAUUUUCCCAGAAAAUACACGUCACUUUGGUUACACUGUUCGGCGUUCGUAUAUUAUAUCUGCUGAAAAGAUCGAAUAUCCGCGAUCCAAGUUUGUACACGUAUAUAAGCUGAGCCCCUAAAUCCCCUCGAGGGUACAGGAAUAAUUUUAAAUUGCCAAUUAGCGCUGUAUAAUAUUAUACAUACCGGUCUUGUUAAUAAUUAUAAAUGUGGAAAAAUACAAUAAUAUAACUCCCCAAGGUCUAUGCGGAAUUCUUGCAAGUUUUACAGUGUUUAACAAUAUGCUAGUUGUAUUACUAUUAUUAUUGCGCACGGAUAAAUUUCCCCUUCCUUAAAAGACUUUUUUUAAAAAUAUUUUAUGAUAUACCUUGGUAGACCUAUCUGUAAUAGUUCUGUAACUAUUUUUUUCAAAUAAAAUACUACCGGGUAAAAAAUUGGUGAGAUACAAUACGAUUAAUUUUGAACAUUUUUACUAGCCGAAAAAUUAUUUUCCAUGAAAAAAAAAAAAAACUAAACAAAGGAUCCAGUAAACUGUGAAAAUUUUCAAAUAAAGUACCUGAUAUCAGGCCAACUUUUUAAAGUAGAUACUACCUACGUCAAUUUUGCCUAACCGAAAAGUGUAAACUAAAAAAAAAAAACAUAUUUCAGUAAAACUAAUAGCUUAUUCACUUCACUCAGAAUCUACAACAUAAAUCUAGGAGAGGUGAGAUACCCCAUACGAUAUUUAUCUAACAAAUUAUCCAUCCCCUCCUCACACCAAAAUAAUAACUCCGUCAUAGCACGGCGUGCAUCGGUCUUUGAUCUUUAAUCGAUUUAGUAACAAUUGAUAGAAAUCAAAUAUGAUUAAGUAUAAAAAUGGUUUUAAAUUGGUCAACUGGUAUAAGUAUAUAAAUAUUUUUUGGGCUAUAAAAAAAUUAAAAUAUGAAUAAAAGGUAUGAGUAUUUAUAUGAAACAGUUUUUUUAAUAUUUUUUUUUCUAAAACACAAAAUAAGUCAUAGAUUAACCAAAAUACCGACUCAAAACAAGACUAAAAGCGUUAAACUACAGGGCAAACGCCUAAGUUCUCCCCUCUCAAUGAAGCUACUAGAUUAUCUCUAUUUAUCACAGUUCAAUUAUAUAUAAUUUAUGUAGAAGACGAAUAUAAAAAUGAAAAAAAAGGAAGUGAGUACAAUAGAUCGUUCAUUUCAUAUUGUUUGCUAAUGUCCUUCAAAUAGCAACAUUAGGAAAGACACUAAAUAAUGUGUAAAAGUCCGAUUAAUCAGAUAUCGUCUAGUAGAAAAUCGUAAAGAAGAAUAAGAAAAAUAUUCAUGAUAUGCGAUGACUUGAAAUAUUCAAAAUGAAAAAAAGAUGACGUACAAAAUAUUGUUUUUAUAGCACUAAACGGUUAUAUAGUAAUAUUAUUGAAGUAUACCUAUAGAAUAUAGAUAUAGGGAAAUUAAAAAAUAAUUUUGAUUUAGUUUAUAACUUCCAUAUAUAUUUACCUACACGUAAAUAAUUGCCUAUUGUGAUUAUGAAAAAAAUUGCAUUAUUCACAUAACAAUGCAAAACGAUUCUGUUAUUUCUUUUAUUAUGUACAAAUAAAAAUUGCCAACUUAAAAAACAAAUUUUCACGAUACGAAUAAAUUAAUUAAACUGCAAUUCACCGCAAGAAGAAUAAAUUAUUACAAUAUAAUAGGUAACCUACCUAUUAUAUAUACAUAUAAUAUAUUAUACUCUUUGUUUGCUAUAAAAUAAAUUAAAAACUAAAGAAAAAUUUUUACAUUUAAAUAUGGACCUAGAUAAAUUCGUUUUUACGAGUUUCCUUGUUUUUUCAUUGUCUUUAAUUUUGAAUUGUUUAUAGUUUUUUAUCGGAUAACGAAGAUAAAUUCAUAUAGUAUUAAACUGUAUAGGUGUGCGGUCUAUUUAGAAAAUAGUAACGAUCCAUUUGAAUUUAUAUACUUAUAAUAUUUUUAACGGAUUUUGUUUGAAAAUAACAUUUUUUCCCGGUGGUUUUGCUUAUUAAAUAAUUAAAUAUUUUUUUUUUUAGAAAUUAUAUACAUUUAUUCUAUUCUACCUAUUCUAGUUAUAUACAAAACUGCAAACUUUAUAGCAGUAAAAAUCGACCACCUUAAGUAUUACUUUACAGCGUAAGAUUUUAAAAAUAAUUGUUUGUUUAUAUUUUGUAUUGAUGUUACUUGCAAACUCUUUCAAUGAACUAUGAAUAUUGACUGAGACUUUAAAUCGAGCUUAUUAUACGGAAUUCAUUUUAAUUUAAUAUUAUUUCAAAAUAUAUAUGAUAUUAACUUAAUCUUCUAAGCCCGUCAAGAAUGAAGUGUUAUGAGUUUUUUAUUACUUUUAAAAUAGAUCGGUACUGAACUCGAUUGAAAUUCUAAUAUUAUUUUUACUAAAAAAAAAAAUCGGUCAAAUUUAACUGGCAUAACUGGCAGGUAUAUCCCGAGACACCGGAUUUACAUAUAUUUAUUAAUCGAUAUAAUAUUGAUGGGAAAAUCUCUAAAUCAUAAAAUCGACAAAACGUAUUUUACGUAGGUAUACCUACGUUUGCGAAUAUAAUCCUUGUUUACUAAAAAAAAUAAAAAAUAAAUUACAAUCUAAAAUAUAAAAACUUAUACGCGGCUUUAGUUGCUUUUAUUACACUUACCUAUGACAUCACUAUUAUACCUGCAGCCUAUAUGUGUAGCGCUGCACUACUGCGAAAACACAUUAAUUAACAGAGUGGGCGUAGGUACGUUUCGUAGGAUCGGGUUUUAUCUCUUAGCGUUUAUGUAAAUCAAUAUAUAUGGGUCUCCGGUAUACCUACACAAUGUUAAUAACGGUACAACAAAAUAAUAUAAUAUAUGUAUAAUACACACACACACACACGCGCGCGCAAAUUUUAAACGUAUUAAAGAAUCUAGCACGUGUUUCGUGUAACGAUAAUAUUAUUACAUCCUAGAAUCACUACGGGUUUGACGUCAACCGGAGUAUUUGGUUUGUACAUAAAACACGGUGCGUCGUCUAAAAACAUACUGUCUGGGCUUUUGAUUUCGGAUUUUCGAGUUCUGUACACCUUUUUAGAAGGAUUUUGAUUUCGAGUAUCAAAUCGAUAACUCUUUUCGGGAAGAACGAUUUUCUUGAAUGCUAUACGGUCUCAGAAAAAAUAAUAAUUACGUCUAUAUUAUAAACUUCUGAAUGAGGAAAGGGCCGUGUUUUCAAGAGAAAUACAAUAAAAUCCUUAAGCGCCUAAAGUUUUAUAACAUUUCAUAAAAUGAUUAUGGAAACUUAUAGACGAUAAUCAUUUCUAACACUACACAUACCAUUAAAAUAUUUAAUAUCAAGAUGAGAUUUGUUUCUUAUUCAUUUUCAGUGAUAUCAAAUAUAUGUGUCUUUCUUGGAAACUUUUAAAAUGUAAACAAAUAUGAUCUUUCUGAAAUACAAUAAUAUGUCUGCCGCCAAUUUACAGGUUGGACAAAUUUCAUCUGAUAAUUUCAUCUGAAAAUAAAUAUAAUUUCUAAUUGGAAAUUUGUUAAUUUUGCGAAUCGUGAAUUUACGUUUUGAAAGUCGAUUUACUUGAAAUCAUACCCAGGUGGUUUACAUGAAAAAAAAACCCGCUGAUUUAUUGGGUCACAUAUAGGAUUUUACAGUAGUCAUCGUCAAUAAAUGUGUCCGGUCGAAAAACUUAAAAGUACCUAGGUAUACGAAGCCGAAAACGUACUACGCGUAUUUGCCAAAACGUCGUUGUAAAUAAUUGACACGAGUUUGCUAAUUAACGUUUUAACGGUGACACUCGUUUUGCAUUUAAAAUAUCCACUGUCGACGUCAUUGUACCGUGCUUACCACACACACGCGCACACGCUCGCGGAAUUUUGUGAUCAAAUUAUAAGGAAACGAAACGGAAAUCAUCCUGCCUUGCGGGUCACGAUGUCGCUGAACUCCAAAAAUAUGCGUUGGCAAAUAUAAAAGUCAAUAUAUGUAGGCAUAAAUAGCUUAGGUUCUUACAAGAUUCAUUGAAAUUUCUGACUAUUCUCCCAAUGGUCGUUGAACAUAUUGGUUUUUAGCGAAUACUUUUAAAAUUUUUUCCAAUUUUCCUAAUAUUGGUUGUUAAAAUUGAUAAUAAUAUAGUUGACGUGUGUGAAUAAUUCGCAUUCAAACAUUAAUUUUUAACUUUAUUUCUGUAUAGUUCUAAUUGUACAAUUCGUCUAAAAUACUGUCCUCUUAAUCCCCACAUAAGAGUCACUUUUAGGAAUAAUAUUGAUAUCAUAAUAAUACAGUUUUUUAUAGAUAUGAAAAUAGUAUACAUAUAGGUAAAAUAUAAUAAAAUUAUUUCAUACCCAUUAAAUAUUUGAAAAAUUAAAAAAAUUAAAGCUAAAAAUGAUCACAUUAAGAAGUUUUAAUUGGGCUACAUAAGAAUUCUGAUUUCAGUAUUUGCGUGUAUAGAUAGAAUAAAAAAUCUAACCUGAAGAGUAAAUCAUACAACAACAAAUGGCAAAAACUCGAAGAGAAAUUUUUUUAUUAAACCAAGAGCAAUUAUUCCGAUCAAACACACGUACACCUUAUGAUUGUGUGUAAUAUUUCUCAGAAUAAUUGUAUACUGUAAAGUUUAUAGAUGAUAACCAAUAGCACUUACCAAGUAGGAACCUAUAUUAACCAAGUAAUAUUAUUUCGAAAGACAGGUAUUUACAAAAUCAUAAUAGAAGUACUUUUCCGAUAGAAUAUAAAAUGUUUUAUUGCUAAAUAAACGCAAUAAAACUAAAUAAGUAUUUAUUUUUUUAUUGUCAAGCAAAAUAUGUCAUUUAUUAUAUUUCAACGAUGACGAAAAUUCACGAUUCUUUACCAUUCAAUAGUUUAGUCACGUGUUUAAAAUAAAAACCUGUGCAAUUUAAAUUCUACACUUGUGUUAUAUAAUACUGUACUGAAAAAUAUUGUGGAAUAUAUAUUUUUUAAAGUUUAUAAUCAAUUAAAAAUAACCGGAGUAAGCUUUAUUUAGUAAUUAAAAAACUAAAAUUUCAAAAAUUUGAUACAGCUCACAGAUGUACAAAGUAAUUUGAUUUUUAUAUUGUAUGCAAUGAUAAAUCAUUGCAAUCCAAAAAACAAUUCUGAGCGGAUUAAUAUUAGUAAAAUUAGACGUGUUUUUUUGCCCCGUAAACCAGUUUGUAAACCAGAAAUCAACAAAAACAAAAUCGAUGUAUUAACAUCGGACAUUUUUUAUUGGUAUUUUUUUUAAUUUAAUAAAAAAAAAACAGUUGGGAAUCUAGACAUUUUUUUCCAAAUAAAGUACUAUCGGACGAAAAAUCCACAUCUUUCUAAGAACGAUGAGAACUAUCCUUCUUACUAAAUGAAAGUGUUUUCCGAUAGGUAAAAAAAACCCCAACAAAUGUUUCAAUUUAAGUAUUACUGGGCUACUGGUACUACUAAAAAUUUCAAAUUCCAUAAUUUUACAACUUUAUAUAAAUACUGUUUUAUUUAUUUGUUAUUACAUAUAGUUGUAUUAUUUGUUACUUUAUCAAUAUUGUUUAUUACCUAAUAUUUAUGGACUUACAGUUACAACAAGUAUUAUGAAUGAUUACACAAGUCCGAUUACUCGAAUAUAAAAUGAGAAAAACAAAAACCAUUGAGAUAUUACGAGUACCUAUCUAUAAUUAUAUUAUGGUAUGAUACCCAUAUUCAAAUCAAAUUGUUUUUUUAUCUUGAGAAAAAUUUCGAUACGCUAAUAAUUAUGAAUCCUUGAGAAUUAUGUCUACUAUAUUGUAUUAAAAUGCUUAUGAAAAGAUUAAUUAAAACGUUUCCAUUUAUAUAUAUUGCGACUCGCGUAAAUUUUAUACGUAGGGAAAUAAUUUUUCAUAAGUAUGAACUCGCAUCGCGAGAACGUAUCAGUAAGACCGUGUAAUAAACAGUGGCGACAUAAUAAUAAUAAUAAUAACAACAAUAAUCUUUGAUAUCGUAUAUGUCCUUGUCACGGUCAACGGAACGCGCGGAGGCGUAGAACACAACCUAUACAACAGUCGAUAAUAAUAUUUCAUAGUAGGUAAUAAUAAUGCGCCUUGUGUCGAAUAUUUCGUAGCGACCCACUACCGAGGUUUCCAAAAACCGUCUUAUCAGAAUCAGUGGUGGAUUUUCAACAUUUUUUUGCGACAAGUGCUAAAAAAUAAAAUUUACCUAUUUCAAAGGUAUCUAUAUAUUAGAUACCUCUUUUUCAGAUGAAAUUUUAUUGAAAUUAUAUCGGUGUCUGGGGGUGUCCAGACCCCCUGAACCCACCCCCAUCCUUAAAUCCAUUACUAUAAAAAAUUAAAUUUUGAAACGGGGCUAUUUUUCAUACUCCUAGUGUAGAGAAGUACAUAUUAGUUUUCAAAUUAAAUUAAGGCUUUUUUCCCGGAAAACACAUUUUGUCACGCAGUCCCUUAAAAACUGUGGAAAUUCCACUGGGUAUUUUACUUAAAUAUACGCUGAUAUAUUACUUGAAACGUUUUUCUAAAUUUCCGACAGUUUUUCUUGAGAAUUUAAAAAACCGACAAUACAUUGAUUUUAUUUUUACUUUUUAUUGAUUUCUGGGUUACCCAAAUAUUGAAAGUUAUAAGGGGAAACACAUGACAAAAACCAAUAUUAUACCAGUUUACCGAUUAGAAUCGUUUUUUGGUUGCAAUAUGUGUCGUUGAUUUCAAUACAUAUAAACUAAAUUAUCCUACUGUCUUACACUCCUAUAUACGUUUUCAACAUCUAACACAAGUUAGAAAUAAAUGUUAUUAGUGAGCUAAUCUAUGGUACAAAGUAUACAUUCGGUUUUUUUUUUAAAAAUAUAUAUUUUUAUACAAUAAAUCGCAAUCUAGCGCAAAACAUCAAAUAUCAUCAUUUGAAAACGAACUUAAUACAUUAUUUUGAUCAGUAUUUCGAUCGUAUUGCUAUUGUAACUUUGCAUUGAAACUUGUAACGAUAAAUAUUGACUCGUCGCAGGUCUAAUCCUAAUCUGGUUAUCUGUUCACAACCACAGGCUGUUCUACAGUGUAUAUUAUAAUAUAUAAGUACAUAAGAUAGUACUCAAUUGUAAUAUCAUAAUAAUAAUAAUAAUUGUUAUUAUUAUUAUUAUUAUUAUUAUUAUUAUUAUUAUUAUUAUACCUCACUGGUUUGUCUACCUACACGCCCGUCACACCCACCACCGUGCGUCAAAUUGUGCGCACAUACACUACAAUAUUGAGUAUAUACCGCGUGUAUCUGUUAUGCCAACAGUUUUCGUUUGAAUUUUGGGUAUAGUCGCAUAGACCAACGUUUCUUAAAUUUAAGGUCACGAAUAAUUUUAAUUUGGUUGGCCUAACAUUUUAAAAUUCCAAUAAGAAAAAGGAUGUUUUAAACAUGUUAAAAUAAGACAAAUACAAAUUAUACCAUAGAGACCUCCUCAUUCCAUAUAUUAAAAACGUUGCCAAAACAUUUUACAAAUGUUUCCGUCUAAAAUUAAUAAAUCAUCGUAACCCGCUAAUCCAAAAUCUCUCUUCCCAAACGAUCCCAGGGGAUCCUGGCCGGCGUUUAAAGCGUAACUGGUGCCGUGACCUUCUAGCUGACUGACCAUUGCCAUACACGUCAUGGAGUCCUGUUACUGAAUAGGUUCUCCAAUCAAGCCCACUUGAAUUUCUCUCCAUUUAUUAUCCUUAUUGUAAAAUUAUUAUACAGAUUGUACAAAUAAAUAAAUAUGAUAAAAAGUUUUAGUAUAUUUUAAGAUGAUGUCAGUAGCACUUGAACGAAAAUCGUAACACUAUUUAUAAAUGUGCAUAAUUAUAAUAAAGAAAUAUACAAAAUAAUAUUUGUAUUAUUUCGUUGUUAAUGACUAAAGAAGAAUCUUUUGUAGAUGAAUCCGAUUAAUCAAUUUAUGAACAUUGCAUUGUGGCAUCAAAUAUAUAUUUUUUAAACUUUUUAACUAUCAUUUUUCCGUGGAACUGCAUGCAAAAUAAACGUAACCACGCGUUUUAUUAACACGACACGGUAUACUGAGAAACUUCCUUUAAAAGUAGAUACAGAUACUAAAUAGGAUUCGUUCAAAACAUCGCUGAGGCAAAUUUACUCCUUUCUUAGAAAAAAUAUGGAAGAUUGAAAUUAGAAUUAUUUAUUUGAGUUUACGCCAAAGGUUCAAAUACCGUUAUUAUGUAAACAAAAAUGAAUGAGUUAAAAAUAAUAUUAAAUAAUAUGAAUGAAGAGAAAAGUAAACAUUGUUACAACUUAAAAAUAAACAAGCAAUAUUAUUUUAACAGGUGAGAAAUUUGAAUAAAACAUAUUUUAUUACAAAUUAAUAUUCUAACAGUAACAACAUGAGUUGCGUUGUAAAACUGAAGGACUACCGGGUUUAAAAAAUCAAAAUUAUAGACAAUUUGUUACACUCAACUGACAUUCUAUUCAGAAGAGUAUUAAAGUCGUAAGAAGUUCUACGAGAAGAUAAAAGUGAAGAAAAAGUGGGACAGGAGUGAGAAAAGUAUUAGGGUUACAAGAAUUGGAACGAGAUUGGAAUUGAAACAGUUCAGGACUAGAGAUGUGACCAUUUAAUAGCUUAUACAUAAAAUAAACAUCAAAAUAACGACGUCUACUAGAUUAGAAAUCUAAGUUAAAACUAUAAUGAUGUAAGUUAGACUCAAUAUCGCUGUGGUUAUUAUACAACAGAAAAGUGAAUAUAUGAAAGAAUAGUGCUGGAUAAUACUUUGGUUAAAAAUUUGUAUACCACCCCAAAAGGUUAAGAGACAAUAAUGGGCGCUCGCAGGAAAUUUAUCAGGGAGGGGCAUAAUAAAAUUAAACAUCAAAAAGUACUUAAAAUAAAAUUAUUAAAAUUAUAUUUGAAAUUUUGAAGUCUAGAGAGGGGGCAAAUGCCCCGUCUUUCCCCUUCCGGGCGCCCAUGGAAACUAUUAUAGCACACAUGCUGUGAAACAUAAACAUAUUAUAUGUGCAUUGCUCAGAAUCGUCUACAUUAAAAAAGCGAAAAUUUACAAUGUACAAUAUAAUAUUGUAGACAAUUUUUUCUGAAUAGGAAAAUAAAUGAUAAUAAUAUUGAAAAGGUACAUUUAAAACUUUUUGACUAACCUGCCCAGUACUUUUUUAAACAUAUUACUGUCAGUAUUUUAAUACGGUAUAACACAUAAAUAUAUACGUAACUAGCAUUACAUGUUCAACGGCUUCAUAUCGAUUUUCGAUUUCUAAUCAACCAGAUCUCAAUACGAAACAAUCGUGAACGUAAUAAAUUUCUUGUGAAGCUGAAUAUGGAAAAUAAUUAGUAGAUUAGGUAAGCUUGCACGUUCAGAUGUUCUACAAUAAGAAUAGUUUAGCCAUAACUACAUAAAAUAUUUAUGUGUUUCCGUAGACAUUUUUCAGCAGAAAAAACUAUUUACAUGAAACUGAUAGACGAAUUUCUACAAUAUCAUAAAUUAAUAUUUUUCAUAAUAUUAUUAUAACAGUUUUUCCAGGAGUAAAAUAUCAAGAAAAAUCGCUACUCAAAGUUGAAUAUUUUAAAAUUUCAAAACAAAAAAUGAUCAUAAAUAAUACGAGUACAUUUAUGAAUAUCCCAUACAAUUUGGAAUACCUAUUCAAAACCGGAGUUAUUAUAAUUAUAGAUAAAAAUAAUUAUUAAUAAUAACUUCAAUUUUAUAUUAUCGACAUCACACAAUUAGUUAAUAAAUCAAAUACUUGCCACUCUUGUUAUAUUUUUGUAAACCAACGCAGUUAUUGUUUUGUAUGGUUGACAAUUGCAAAGUGUUACGUCUUACGUAUAUAAUUCUGACCAGUGAAAUGGCAUUGGAUUAAGAUAGUUUUAUUCGCUUAACAUAUAACUUAACCAAAUAUAGUUUGUCUAACGAAACGAGAAAUAACUGACCAUAUGUAAAAAUUAGAAAUCAAUUAAUAAUUAUAGCUGUAUGUAUGGUGUUAUAAUCACCAGAUUGAUAUACGUACUAAAAUAUUAUACUACUUCCAUAAAAAAAAAAUUGAAAUUUUGUGUCAUAAAAAUGGUAAUGGUAGGGGUUAAAAGUCGAAACUCCCAAAAGGCAUAUCCUUGAUCAAACGCCAUUCAUACACAAAAUGUCAUCAGUCUGGCUACAUUUCGGGGGUCUGUAGGGGUAUCCAGGACAGGCGUUACGCUUUCCAAGGCCCUGGAUAAAUUAAUUUAUGUCAUGUUUUUUUUUCGACGUACCACUCUUUUCACUUAAUAAUUAUAAUAAUACCCUACAUUUGGCCGCGGCCGGAAAUACUGUUUAAUGAAACAACGCGCGUGUACGUACUUUUCCCAAAAACAUAGUUACAUUUCUAAAAAAAUUAUUUUCCCAGUUUUACGCACAUUAUAAUUAUGCUACCCUUUUUUAUAGGUCUCUAAGCUUCGGGCCUCGGAACGCGCGAAGCCCUGGACGUAAGCCCCACUUGUCCUACCCAACCGCCGACCCUGGGAGUAUCCAAAGCUAAAAAACCACACACCCCCCCCCCACACCAACAUAAUAUGAUUGAAAUUAGACUCGACUAUUAUCCGCCUAAAAACCCAAUUUAAUUUCUGGAUUUAAGCUCGUUUGGUCCAGAAGGCACCACUCUAAUCGUGUCCAAAAGUAGCGGGAAUCAGAUACAAUAUACAGUGCAUUAGUUUCAAAUUUUCUGAGGAAAUUCGACCGAACCCAUAAAACAUCAUAGCGUACAUACAUUAUUAUAUCGGAAUAAAUUACUAUAAAAAGAUUCAUCGAAAUAAACUCCAAUAGUCUGGGUCUAGGUGUACAGUAUAAUAUAUUAUGAUUGUUUUGCGCGACGUGUGAAGAUAAUGAUCUCAGUUGACGUUAUAGGUUUGUACCGCAGAGCAUAACAACAACUGUAAGUACAUAACGGACAAUAAUUAUUGCGUGAUUUCCGCGUAAUUUGUGGGUACAGCUGUAACAACAACGCGUAUCAGCAGUACUCGGUCAUCGUGAUAAUAGUAUUACCGGUGGAUACACGUACCGGAGAACCGAAGACUUUGCCCACGCGAAUCGAUCGUUAUUGCGUGUACACGCGAAACGCAAUAAUUCUGCACCGGCGGUGUUCAGGGACGCGUUGCAUAUUCGUAUUACAAUGUACGCGCCGGUGCAUCUGCGCGCGCGAAAUAGGCUCCUCGCACGUUUAACGUACAAACUGUACGGGACAGGCGGGCAGGUUCAUACGCACAUAACGUUACAGUAAUGUUACGUUCAUAAAACGCCCAUCCGACGAACGAUCGUCAGCGGUUUCCGUUGGGUAGGACGCACUAGAGGCGGGAAAAAAAAACAUCUAAUAGUUUUUUAUCGGCGUUAUUAUUAUAAUAUUUUGUUCUACAAUAUAAAUAAAUCGCGUCGCGUAUAUAACAUUAAUAAUAAUAGUAUCAUAAAAUAACGCGGUUUUUUUUUUUUUUCCAUUUGUCCGACACGUCUUAAUACGGGACCAAGGCCGAUUUAGGACGUAGGUAUGUAAUGCGCCUAUAAUAUUGCAUUCAUAUCCGCUGGAGAUCAUCGACGCGCAAUUUAAACCCGCACAAAAAGAUAACAGUAAAUCAUACGGGUGGCUGCCGCGCAUACGCGCGCGUCCGAUACGAAACCUUAUAAUUAUACGAUUUAUCUCGCGAUAAUAAAAUAAAAUGUGGCAAACGAUUUGGAGAGAUUUCGCGCGAUCUAAUAUUGCAAAGUCGGUACGGUAUUUAAGAUCAAAGAUUCGUAUUAUAGAUAUCAACACCGAAUCGAAACCUGUAAUCAUCGUCUCGCGUGGUUUUUUUUUUUUUUUUGUUUUAUCUUGAGCGAAAAUCGACCAUCGGCGUAACGUUAUUAUUUCAGUGGAAGAAAAAAACAAAUGGUAAAUUACGCAACGAAUUAACGAUCGAGAGUGCUACGUUCGAUACAGAAAAGUAAUCUGAGGUCUCGUAACGAAACAUUUUCAUUUCGCACGACCGAUGAUGUACACGAAAUCCGCGACGGUUCCAUACGCACGUGACAACUAAUCCGCGACAUAUUAGCCGACGUGCGUUAAUACAAUAUGAUGCACGUCUGUAUGUAACCGAAUUAAUAUGCGACAAGGAACACCGCCACACGGAUUGUUUCCUGACACGUAUAUGUAUGACAUGUAUAAUAGAGAAAAAAAAGUGUCCCCUAAUUUGGUACGAAACCUUGAGCGUUUAGGUAUAGUCGUUCCUUUGUGACCGUUCUAGUGAACAGGUAGAAAAUGUUAUAUUUUUUUUUCUAUAAAGUUCACGAAAACCAUAAAAACAUUCAUCAUUAUUGCGAUUAUCAUUAUUAUUAUUAUGAAUUUCACUUACUCGAACAUCGUUGUUUUAUCGGUUUGAAUGAUAAUUUGUAUUUCCAAGAGUUCUUCUUUUGCUUAACGUAUUCCUCCGCCAGCCGAUUAAUGUUCACUAUAAUAAAAAAAAGAAGAAAAAAAAUAAUAACAUUAGUACCUAUGUUUAUUAAACACGUCUGCUGAUAAUGAAAAAAAAAAAAAUUACAGGCUGUGUUUAAAUAACGUGCGUUUAUACAAUACACGCAUAUCAAAAUGUAAAAUCUGUUCAAACUGUGAAAAACGGAUUAAAAAAAUAAUAUUAUGAUAAUCUAUCAUAUUGUCAUGCGGUUUAAAACACACUUUGUGGUUAUGUGGCUUGUAAAUGUAAACACGUAUUAUGGCAAAUAUUUUUUUAUAAAUUAACUAUGAUAUUAAUUAUAUUUAGGAAUUUUGAGUUAAAGUCGCAAAAACCGCAUGACUAGCAUAUUUUAUUUUAUUUUAUUUAAACAUUUUUAUAAACAUUGAAAUGAACUUUUCACAGGAUUUUUCGGAUUUUUCGACAAAGCUAUAAUACCAUUAAUUAUUAUACGAAUACAAAAACUAAUCCUAUAACCCGAUAUAUUUUAUAUUCAACUUAUUGGCUAUGCCAUUACAGGCAACAUAAACGUUAAAGCAAUUAUUGUUGUUAAUGCCCGCCUGUAAGCCAACGAUCAAAUUAAACCGCGUAUAAAUCCAAAUUACGCGUGCAUAAUUUAAAACCAUCUAUAUUCUAUAUAUAGGCAAAAUGAAUAAUUUUCAAUAUUACGAACUCUAUGUAAAUAACGAACGCACACGUGUAUUUGAAGCUUUGGACGCGAAUACACGUGGCUUUUAAUUGUACACAGUUCUAAAACAAUCACUGACUAUUGCAGUAUACAUAAUAUUACAAUAAUAAUAAUUGUCUUAUUAUUGUUCAUUACGCUAUGUUGAUAAACACGAGAUUAACGAAUAAAUUGACAAUGCUGUACAAUAAUGUUUUCGAACACACCGACGAGUGACAAGAAUCGUCGCUUCCGCAAACGUUUGCAAUAUAUCACGGACCGCGUAUAAUACGUCAUAAUAAUAUGUCGUCGGUCCGAUCCAAAACGAAUAUUACGUCAAACGAAUGGACUACCUGUGCGAUUGUCGAUUUAUCUAUCAAUUUUACAACCGUAUGCCUAUAGUGACCGGCAAACCGAUCACCAUUCGGUGGGGUAAAUCCGAGACAUUACGAUAAUAUAAUUCAGAUAUCAAUUUUGUUACGGUCGCGGGAGAAAAUAAAAAAAACCGUUUAGAUAGGGGUCGCGGUUUUCUUAUCGGGCGGACGAUAUUCCACGCGGUUUUUCUCGCCGCCGUAUUUCGACCUGUAUGUAACGAGUAAACGAAAAAACAAAAAUAGUUUGACUACUUUUUAAUUUUUCGCCUGCAGCGAUAAUUUAGGUUUAUAACAAUAUGUGACUAUAUAUAAGCCCCAAUUUCAAAAUUAAUCUUUUAAAUAGAUAAAAUAGAUAAAAGAUUUUAUCUUUUAUAUAUAUAUAUAUAUUAGCUACUAAUAAAAACUAUAUAGCCCGACAGUUGAAUUACAAUAAAAAGAAAAGGAAAACAAUUAACAAAUAAUAAUACAAUGUGACAUAAAUAUUAAACAACGAAACCAGCUUCCAAAAUGAUACCGAUAAGAGUUGAGGAUAGAAAAAUGAUUGAGAUAAAUAUUAAGAGGUUCUAUGGAGUUGUACAAAAUUAAACGUUUGCCGUGUGAACAGUGACAAUCGAAAAGUUUAUGGGAGAAAGAUCGAAAAUACUUUGGGCGAGAUACAGUGCGCCGAAAGAGAGGAGGAAAUCGGUUUAUAAAACUAGUAAAACGCGUCGGAUAUGUCUUAUCCGUGAAACGAGUAAAAAUUAUUGUAGCGAAUCUGCGUACACGAGCGCCACGGCACAUAAAAUCCGUUAAAAAUUCAAGAAAGAUAAAUAUUUUUCAAUGACCGAAAUGAGCUUAUUCGCGUCAAAGUACACGCCCACCGCUGUCGGUAACGUAAAAUGUUUGUAUACUAUUAUCGAGUUUCUCCUAUGUCUGUCACAUACGCUGCAUAACCGUUUAAGCCGUAGCAUAAUGGUGAUGAAAAAAUUUUGAAGACUGAUAUGAGUUCAGCGUGAAAUGUGCACGAGAUUAACCCGGUCAAUUUUCCGAAUUUCCUGACUCGAUUUACGAAAAUUUGAUUUGAAAAUCCGUAAAAAAACUAAAAUCAAAUCGAAUACCGAAGUGACCUGGCCGAUCUCGCGUACGCCACGCGCCGGAUUCAAAUCGAUUUUCGGAACUCUCGUCGCAUUGUCGCACGUCGAUCGACUGACGGACAAACAAUUCGGUUACAUUUCCACGCCGCCAACCAUUAAAUAUAUGUAAUAAUAAUUGAACAUCGGUAUAACAAUACAAUAUUGUACCUACUUGUUUAUAACACGUGUAUAUUUCGGCUCGCAAGUCCAGUAUCACCGAAAUAUUCGCGUGCGAAAUCCCCUUGACGGUCGAAUUCUUUAUAAAAAGUGUAUAAUAUACAAACCCCGUAUAUUAUAAUUUUAUGUUGAACCCGACACGUGGCGGAUUUUCUUUCGUGCAGUUGCGGACCUCCUUCAAAACAAUAUUAUUAGGAAUAAUAAUACAGGAAGUAGGUGAUGUACGUCUUAUAAUAUUCUAGGACAGUGUACGCUGCGCGAAACGGAAAAUCAGUGUUCGCCGGGGGCCAAAAUGAGCCGGUGCGCGUCGUUGUCGUUACGGUCGUUUUACGUUACUCGGCGCCCGACGACGAGCCUAAUUGGCGAAUAAUAAUAAUAAUAAUACUAAUAAUAAUAAUAGGCGAUUCGGUCGUUUAAAACGUAUCGCGUGUGCCAAAAAAAAAAAAAAAAAUAAUAGUUAAAAACUCAAAUCGUUUCUAUGCACACAGUCCGCCCCCUCGAAAUUCGCAUACUCGCGCCACAACAACACGCGUCUCUUCGGUGUAAUCAAUCAUUCUUUUUAUUAUUAUUAUUAUUAUUUUUUUUUUUUUCUGAGGCCGUGUUAUUACUUGUGCGCCAGUCACCGGGCCACACCAUUGUCCGUCGUGGCACGUAUACCUGUAUAGGCAGUGGACGUAUAUUAUAAUAGUAUAACAGUAAUAAUAAUAUGGUAUCCGAUAACAACGAUAGUCGUCCGUUAUCCGCGAGUGACGGCGGAAUGAACGAUGGAUAUUUUUAACACCCUCGAAAGAAAAAAAAAAUGUGACCUAUAUAUAAGUGACUGAAAAGAUAAUAAAUACACGUACCUGUUUAAUAUUAUUAUAAUUUCGGGUAUAUAGGCCGGUUUUUCGGGUGGGCGGCGUGAGGCCGCGAGAGGAACCGAUAUCUUACAUUUGUAACCGAUUCGUUGUGCAAAACCCGACACACAGGAUGAUAAGUUGACGAUUUGUUUUCGCGCACGGACUAUUCGGGAGGUUUAUUUUUAUUUUUUUUUUAAGCCGCGUAAACCGUUUCCCGAAAGUCGAUCAUUCGUGUUUUUUGAAUUUACUAUACUCGUUUCAGAUCCAAUCAGCACGCUGUGGCGUGCUUCGCGCGGCUUUUACUAGACACCGAAUCGAUGUACCGUACAAAACUACGAGCGCGUACGGUGCGUUAGAAAAUCGAUAUGAAAACCGUUACGAAACACAAAUCUGCCGUUCACAAGCCUCGCGGAAAUAAAACACGCGACAUAAUAAUAAUUAUUGUCUCGACUAAUAAACGUAUUAUUUAUUUUUUCUCGAAACACAAUUAAUAGAAUAUUAUGGAUGUGGGCUAGAGUGCCGAGUGGGCGAAUCGUACGUACACGCGCGUUCGUUUUCUGCGGAUAUUACAAUAUAUUAUAUUAGGUAGGUACGACGGCGGCCUUGACGGCCUAUAGCCGAAACGAGCGCGGCACGUCACGUCGCGGAAACGACGGUGUCUAUUUCGUUCGGCCUACCUCGUCCGGGGGGAAAUGAUGUAGGGGAGAUAAUGGCACAAUAACGACGAGUGCAUGUUGCGAUUUGAGCGGGCGAAGUACGACGCGUAACGAUGAUGGACAGGACGGUUUUGGCGGCGAAAAUAAUUGUACAUACAGCUCGGAUAAAGGACGACGUCGGAAAUUAAAGAAAAUAAUAGAAAAGCCCGGAUUUGAUCGCGGAAAACGUGUGUAAGACGAUAUUAAGGACAAUAAUGCGAACCUGAAGACCCUUAAACUACUAUUACGACGGUGUAUGUUUCGGAAACGAUCAACACCCGCGGGGAUAUCGCUGUCUUUUUUCGACCCGACAAUAUUAAUGACCGCACGUACGUAUUUUAGUGUACGCGUGUACCGAUGUAUACUGUUAAAAUUCUUCGCCCUAGAUGUCACGUGAAAACAAACGUGUUGUGUUUUUCCGGUUUUGUUUCGCGUAAUCCAUUUACUUCGUAUAGGUACAUUUUUAUUUUUGUAUUUUCGCGUUCAUUGCAGAUACCUGUCGAUUUUCGUGUAAAGACCAUUUCAAUCGUAACGGUAAAUACUAAUAACAAUUUCGAAAACGCGAAAACGAAACGAAUUUAAAAAUAAAUAUUUUCUGUCGAUGAAAUGGAAUAGAGUGUACGUUUUCAAAACGUCGAAUUUUUACUCGAUCCAGAACGGAUUUGGACAAAAAAAACCCGAAAAAUGACCGCGGUAUAAAUCCCCCAAGAGAAAUGUUACGAUUGCGCGUCCGGAUCGAGGCAGUUUUGGGGCCUGGCGGCCAUACAGUAAAAAAACGAAAAUUAGGCAAUCGAAACAUUAGGCAAUCGCCGCCGUGGUGUGUCCGCACGUGGCGGCUGCGGUACACCCGAAUAUUAUGAUUGGCGGUUACCGGUCAUCAUCAGGGGCACCGCGGCGAUAUAGAGACAUAAAAAAAACAAAAAUAAAAAAUAUCGCGGUUUUCGUCAAUAAUAUGGCAUAAGCCUCGCCAUAUGGGACGUAUGCACGUUGUACAAUAUUUAUAUAUUAUUAUUAUUAUUGUACUGGCGUACUGCCACUCUGACGAAAUACAUAAAUUAUGUAUUAUUAAUUCAAUGUAGGCAAAAAAAAAAAAAACCGUUUCAUAUUUUUUUACGUCGCGAGGAUCCGAUCCCGCCAAACAAUAUAAAUUAUAAUAGGCCCACAUAUAAUCGUUCGUAAAUCUGUGGGACUAUACGACCGUGGCCCCGACUAUAGCCCACCCCCUUCCGUCAAUGACGGCUUAGAUUUUGUACCUUAAGCUAUGCGUAUUUGAGUUAGGACGCAACGACGCGGAAUUUUUAUACGAUUUAAUCAAAACUUGUUAUUGGAACAACGAAAAAAAACGUCGAGUGUAAUUAUUAUUUUUAGAUUUUGGACGCGACGAAAAACGUAUUGGUUUUACUAUGCCUUGUCGAUAACUAUUUUAUUGUUUUUUACGAAAAAUAUUGAUCCGAUUUUCGAGUGUAUAGUGCGCCUUUUCUGAAAGCUAACUGUAUUUAGUUAGGUGCAUGAAGGUUUUUUUUAUUUUAUUUUUAGUAUUCUUAACAAUUGAACGAAACUGGGAAAAAACGUACGGAAAACGAAAAAGUUUACGGCAAUAGCGCAUUCCCUACAGUUUCAACAAUAUGUAUAUGCGUAUAGCUAUCGUAUUUGAUAUUUUCGUGUUUUUUGUUUUUAUUUGGUUUUAUGUGGAUAAAAUUGCCGUACGUAAACGCUCGACAAUAUUAUACACGGAGUUUGUCGUCAUGAUCAGUUGUACUUAGUAGCGAAAAAGAAAAAAAAAGUUCACCGUAAUGUAGUGUUAUAUUUUUACGAUCGCAUUUUUUGAGUCAAAUUUUUUGGGAAUCACAACAAAUCACGGCAUUUCAAAAUGCGUUUAUCCGGAAAUCGCUCGGAAUCGUCCGCCAGUGAUUUAUCGUCGGGCGCAGAUAAAUCGAAUAAUAUACUCAGCAAUCCGCACGUCCCACCUUCACGACUUUUCGCCAGCGGUGCGCCCGUCAAACAAUAUCGGCUCGUUUUUUCUGUUUAUUCAGUAAGGGUUUCGUUCAUAUAUAUUGGGUAUGCCGGUAGAUCGCAGACGACUUCAAUGUCGAUCUCACUUUGUUCGAAUUUACCUUUAUACGAUAAAUCACGAUCGCCGAUAACUUCUAUCAUAGUAUUGUUUCGUCGUCGCGCUUCGGUUUAAUCGAGUUAUACGGUUUUUCGGCGUUUUUACUGGUAAUUUUAUUUCCGGUACUAAAUGUACAGAUUAAAUAUCUGUAAAUAUUAUUAUUAGAGUCUUAAAUAAAAGUGUGACGAAAAACAUUAUUCAAACAUGCAUUUCAGUUUUAUUGUUCGUGCGUUGUUAGGUUAUUGAAAGUUACAAGUUUUUUAAAUUUAAAAAUGUUUUUUUUUUUUUUUUUUUUUAUGAAAGUCGAUCAUCAAAGGAAAAAUAUAUUCUUAGUGGAUUUCUACAGAAAAAAAAAAAAAAGUCUAGUCGCCCCAGCUGUAUAGUACGCGUAUAUUAUUAUAAUAUGUUAUAAUGUUAUUAUUGCGGGCGUAUACCGACGAUGACGAGGCGCGGGCGCGCACGCGCGGCCUUUUGUGAAAAAAAACCGAACACGUCGCCGCCGCCGCUAUAUUCGAGGGGGGGAGAGGGGCAGGGGAAAUCCGGCGGACGAAAAAAAAAAAACCGCGCACACUAAAAUCCGUCGGAAACGUUAUGAUAACCUAGGCGACGGCUGCACGGGCGCCCGCGUGCCAUAUACAUAUUUGGCGGUGUGGGCGCCGGAGUUUUGUGUGGGUCACACGGUCCUCGGGCUCCGGUACCCAGGUUACCCUACAUGGUUACACGGCCGGUGACGCAACACGCCGGCCGCUGAGCGGAGCGCACUCCUACCUCAACGCGGCCCGUGUCGAAAACGGCGAGAGAGAGACGAUAUUACAACGAACAAAAACCGAAAAAAAAGUAACAAUAACGAGUGAAAUAAAACCCGAACUUAGCACGCUCGUGUAUGAAUAUAAAAUAUUGUAUUCUUUAUGCGCGAAUUCCGCUCGGGAGAAAUAGGAAUUUUUUUUUUUUUUUUUCGUUUCGUCUUUUAGUGGCAUAUAAUAUUAUUAUAGAGGUUGAUUAUUAUUAUAUUCGACAACCUACGCGCGUCACGCGACCGACCGAUACGAAAAUCCGAUAUUACGACGCGGCGUUUACCUAUACAGUCGUGUGUACUACGACAUUAUACAGGAUGAUCGACAUUUGUAUUCCAAAUAAAUUAAUUAAUUUAAGAAAAAUAAUUACGGUUGUCUCGGAAACCGAUUGCUCUUUUUCUCGAAAUCCGUUUGUCAUGUUACGUUACCCUAUCAGUUACUCAUAUCUCGAAGAGCGAGGCCUAUUAAAUUAUUAAAAAUUAUGUAAUUAGAAAAAUUAAUAAAUAACAGUUUUAUUUGGAAUACGAUUCGGUGUUAUAAUUUUCAAUUUCUUUCGACCCAUCGAAAAGAUAUUCCACUUAAAAGUUCAGGUAUAGGUAGAAAGUAGAUGCGGAACAUUGACUGGAACGACGUGAAGCUCGACGUUUGAAUAAUGUUCUCCUAUACUCUCUUCUGCACACCAAACGACUAAAUCAAAUGUGAAAUUGCUCCUCAACCGGUCGAUAGAAAUAAAAAAUUUCAGCGCCGAAAAGUAUUUAAACUAAAAUGUCGUCUGUUUAUGAUGGGCCAAUCGAUAUAAGUAAAAAUUCUAUCUCCAUAUUGAUUAUCAGAGGCUUUCUUUACUUCAUUAAAAUAUCAGGUAUGAUGAAGAUGAGAUAUCAUCGCUGUGCGUUUAUCAGUAAAUAGGUUAGAUAAACAAAAAAAAUCGCAUUUAUGAAAACAAAACUAUCACGAAUUAUUCGGACGAUAUGUUACAGUUUAAAAAAUCAAAAGUGGGUAGGGAUUUCACUCCCAAAAAUAACGGCAAUAUAAAACUUUAAAGCCGCCAAUUAUUUCUCAAAUGUUCUAAAAAACAAAUUCCGAAAAAAAGUUAACAUUUUCCGAUGUAAUAAGUGAACGUUAUGUUGAUCACUCUAUAAAAUAUAUAUUGAAAAUAUUCGAAAAUAUCGUAAUUUAAAGAGAAUGCCGAUAUUUUAUUUCUUUGGCCAGCCUUAGGUUUUAGACCAGAUUAACAUUAGCGACGUGAUUGACGAUGCACGACGAGCUAUUUGUAUUUUCACCGGUGAUUUUUAAAAUUUUAUCAAACCAAAUUAGGUUUUCAUCUGCCAAUAUAUUUCAUCGACGAGUAUAAUUCAACGAACGACAUACCCACGGUUGUUAGAAAAUCCCGUGUUAUGAAAUAAUUUUGAAAUUAAAAAGAAAAACUAAAAUCAAAUCCGUUUAUAAUAUUAUAUGAAUUAGUUGUAUGUGACUGGGAGUCAAGCAAAAUUAUGGAUUAGUUUCUUCAUACAUAAUUUAUGUUAAUAAAAAAAAGCUGAUACUGGGGACGGGUGUGGCCAUUGUUGCAGGUAAGAAGUUGGGGAGGUAGGAUACAUAAGGGUAUUUUAUUUUAUUUAUAUCUGUAAGCAACGAUAAACCAUUGCUAACGAAAGACGAUUCCAAGCUCAGUUCGGUAAUACAGAAUUUUAAGUGCCGAAAUUUUUUUCAACCUAACCUUCCUACGUUUUUUUCUGAUUAUUAUGAAAACUAAUUCGAAAAUCGUUUUUAUUUUAAAUGCUAUUUCGAAAAUCAAAAAAUGGCCUAUGUAUUUACCAAGUAGAUAAAAUUAACUUUCAGAAUAGGUAUUACACUUAUACAUCGGAGCAAGUUUUUAGAUAGAUGUGUUCUACAGUAUAAAAAAAAAACCAUUUACUAUUGUAAAAAAAAACUAAAAAAGAAAAAAAGUCAUCCGAUGAUUUUGGAAAUUUUACCAUAUCUAGAUAAGUUCAAUAUAAUCAUUAUUGCCAAGUUUCAUGUCACUACGUGUAUUUAUAACUGAUUUACAGCAAAAAAACUCCCAAACAUUAAAAUUCCUUAAAAGCUCAAAAGUUUUGGUGAUGAUACCAUAAAAAAGUAAAUCAAAAAGUCAACAAAAAAGGUAUUGUGUGAUUUUUCAAUCAAAUAAUUUUUUUUUGGUAGAAAACGUCGUCCAGGUUUUCUAAAAAUCGAAAGAAUAAAAUAUUGUACAUAUACAUACAUAAGUUUACGGUUUACAAUAAGUAAAUUGUGUGAUCAAAUCUAUAGAAAGUACACACAAAUAAUAAAUAUUAAAUAAUUAUCAUUUGCAUUUGAAGGAUACGGGAAAAAAACCAGAAAGGUCACUUUUUUCAAUCUACGAAAAACAUGCUUUUAAUUUUAAAACGCAUUUUUUUUUUUUUUUACUAAGUAAAAAGUUUAGAUUAAAUAAAAUGUAGUAACCACCUCAUAUUAAUUUCAUAUUAUAUUAUUAACUAUGGCUAUAAUAUCCGUGUAUUAACUCAACACUUGUCUGGUUAUCAGUUGACUUACCUGUUUUUUUUUCGUGUAGGCCGAAACUUCUGGUGCUCCUUACUUUCAACUAAUCUGAUUUUUUUGCCUGUUCGAUCGCACAUGAGAUAUAACAUAAAUUGUUUGAUACCAAUAUCGCCAUUUUGGAAAAAAACAAAUGACUUUUCUGGUGUAUUCCCUGUGCCCUUCACUUGUUGGUAUGGUCGCUAAUAAUAAUAAUAAUUAUUAUUAAUAAUAUUGUAUUAAAUUUGUGACUUGUGGCACUCGCACGAGCCAUAAACUCCAGACACAAUUCUAUAUGAGAGUUGGCGCACUCACUAUUAUAACAUGACGUAGGCGUCAAAUACCACUCGGUCAUAAUAUCUUUGGUGGCAAAUUUAAGGAGGCAGGGUCAAAAAUAUAUUAAUAUUACGCAUUUAAAUCGUGCGUAAAUGCGUAAUAUUAUAAUUGACAGUUUAUAUACAAAAACAAGAAGGAAAACUAUGCAGUGAUGAAACAAAUAAAAUACUAGUUUUAUCCUUGUAUUAUGAUGUCAUGCAUCGCUCGGAUAUACCUACUUUUAAUAUAAGGACCAGAAAUGUCGACUAUACACAACUUCCAUUAAAUAAUAAUAGUAUGUGCGUUGUUUUUUUUACAGAUCUCGAUCUAAACUCCACAAACAUGCUGGACGUGUACCGAUCGGACUCGCAAAAGUCCGACUCAUCGACGAGGCCCAGAGUGUCAUUCAACCGGGACGUACGAAUCAAGAAAAUCGGUAAACCUACGCAAUAACACACUUAUUAACAUAUUUUAAGAAUAGUUAGCACUGAUGCCCGCAUGAAGCCGAAAACAACAAUGUAUUUUUUCAAACCAAAAAUAUCUACUGAACUAAAAUAUAAUUGUCUAUAAAAAAAAUAAAUCUAGUACCUAAUUAUAAUAUCAACAAGAAUGUUGAUAAUUAUAAAUAUUAUUAUACACGAUUUUUUACGAGAAUACAAAAAUCUACUUUUGCUUAAAAAUCGAGUUUCUAACUUGAUGAUUAUUUCUAUACGUUUAGUUUAUAGACACUUGGUUAUAAACUCAACGUACUUUAGCCAUGAAGGAAAACAUACAAAUAUAUACAAAUAACGUGUGGUAAUUUAAUCUACGCACAUUGGAAUACCUUAUUUUUGAACUUAGAUAUUCGGUGUAAACGAAUUCUGCAGCGAAAAAUCGACGAAUUUUUAAGGACCGUGUCCUGCGUUUAAAAGAACCCAAAAUGAUUGUUUCAACCCCAUUCGUUUUACUAUUGUUCGUUGGAUUCACCCAGGCAUGUACACAAAAAAAAAAAAAUUCGUGGAUUCAUAAAAAAUUUACAAUAAUCAAUAUUUAUAAGAAAAUAUUAAAUGUAUAUAAAUAAAUUACACAACUAUUAAUUUUCAGGGGAGGGGGGGGUUAAACACCAAUUUCUCCCACCUGUAUACUUUCCUGGUUUUACCACAUAUUAUACCUAUUAAUAUUUUAAUUAAUAUAUUAAGGAAUUUGUUUUCUUAUACCUAUUAUCUAAUCGCUUCUAGAUAAAGAUUCCGUCGGGACUAGUUGUAAUCGUUUUGGUUUGCAUAGUUUACAUAUUUUAAGUGCGUAGUUUAAUGAUAAUCAGUGUAUAAAUCUAUGCAUAUUCCGUAUGUUUUUAGUGCAUAUAAUUUUGAGCCCUAAUUAUAAUAAAUGAUAAUCUUAUUACACGAUGCAAAGUCGAAUCCAUCGAAUUUUCGGUUAAAAAAAAAAAAUACUCCGAGAUGAACGGUUAAGUUAAUCGAUCGAUAUUUUCGGCAUUUGUCAUUUUCGAUAUCGGAAUCGAAAAUCAUCGAAAAAUAUAUUAUUAUACUUAUUGUAUAUGUUUACCGCUCUCACUGUGCUACGUAGAAAACACUCGCAAUCGUAAGUCGUGACUAAACCAAACUUAAUAUUACGGAAUAAUUUAUUACAUUAUUAUCUUUUGCUGGUUCUGUUCAAACAUAGUAUAAGUACACAGUGCCGAAUUGUUCGUUUUUUGAAUCAGUGAGGCUCAUUAAUGAUAGGUAUAAUUUUUUUUUUCCUGGGUAGUGUAUAAUCAUGCCAUAAAAUGUCAUAAAUGAGUCACACUGAUUCGAAAAACGAACAAUUUGGCACUGUGUACUUACGAUGUUUUGAGCAAAACAAGCAAAAUUAAAAAUGCAUAAUUACUUUUCAUAUUAAUAACAUAUUGAUAACAAAAUGUCAGUUACGAAAAUAUUUUAACGGUAGUAGACAGUAGUAGUUAUUAAAGUUAUUAUAAAAAUAAUUAUUUUUUGAACGAGAAAAAAAUUUGGAAUAUUAUUCAUUAUUUUGAGACGUCAUUUUUUAUACUCCUCACAGAACCUUGAAGCAAAAAUUAUAUAUUAUACACUUAAACAAAACGCAUACGAUUGCAAUAUACGUAUAAGUAUUAUUGGUGGUACCCAUAGUCGUCGAGGGUGAAAACUUAUAUUAUGACGUAGCAUGAUUUCUAAAAGUAAAGUAUGUUGCAUAAAGUUUAAUUGGGUAGUUUAUUCAAAAUCAUGACCGUAAUAAAUCGCAUUAUUAUUUUUUUCCACGAGGCCAUUUAAUACCAUUCCGACAAACACUUAACUCUCUCUGUUCAUCUCGGCCGUUUUCCAAUCAGCUCCAAAUCUUACAAUUUUUCAAAAUAUUUUUGAACUUUGUCUCCGCAUCUUGGUCGUUAUAAAUGAAUUUCAUUUUCACGAUGAAUACCUUCCCGUAAUCCGGUGAAUUAGGGUACCUCUAUUUGACCGUGCGUGUCUUACGUGUCUCAUUGCAGUUUGAUUUCCUCGGUUUUUCUUAUCCUUCGUUAUCUCUAUUUUCUCCCAAAUAUUGCACUGAAAUGUUUUCGUUCAUUUUACGAACGUCCCAGAAUUUUUUUUAUAAUAUUUACAAUUUAAUUUUUUUUUUUUUUAAGGCAUUUUUUAUCAUUUUUAAUUAAUUCGUUUUUUUUUUUUUUUUUUUUUUUUUAUAACUCGACUUAUGGAAUUUGACACGCUUUACCACAAAAGUGGAAAUUUAGAACCUAACAGCGGUAAUGCGGAGGUGGUGUGCGAUCAAUGACCUACGACCAUCUACUAUUUGUGACCAAGUGGUUCUCUUUCCAAAAACAAAACAAAAUAAUCGAAAUAGGUUGUCUCUACGAGUGAGAGGUUUUCCUGUAAAAUACGGUUUUGAGCAAAAAAAAAAACAGGUCACACGCAUGCCCCUUUAAACAAUAAACAGCGAAAAUACCAAGGACAGAUGUAAAGAUAAAACGCCAUCGAUUCGUAUACGGAAGAAUACAAUGAUAAUAAAUAUUCAGUUUAUGUGUGUGUUCCGUGAAUGUGUUUAUGAAUUGUGAGUACCCGUAAUGGAAACAAUAGAGUAUUUUUAACUGAGGUUAUUGCGAAAAUAUAAAACUUAUUACGACUAAAUUGUCGCGUGUGUAUGCGAAUAUGUAAAAAGUCAUAUCGCCAGUAAAACACGUGGGCUUUGAUUGAUUGCUGAUUUUGUAAAACAAAAAAAAACAAAAACUCAAGAAAUCGAUAUUUAUAAUAUAAUAUAAACAAGUGAUCAUUAUACAAUUUAAAAUUGGGUAUAAAUCCACGUUCAAAAAAAAAUAUUUAAAGCGUAAAUAAUGUGCCCGCAAUACUAUAUGAAUGGUAGGUUAGAUUGAUAAUUAUAUAAAGCGUGAUUCUUUAAGUUUUUAUCUAUUCAUGAUAAUAUCUGCCAAUUUGUUUACGUGAAUAUUUAUAAAAUACAAACAAAAUAGAGUUACAUAAAAUAUUUAGGUAGCAAAAACAAAAAUUAUAACGGUUAUAUGCAUAUUGCAUCGUAGAACUUUUAACCAACUACUGUUAAAAAAAUCAAAUCAAAAAAUAAAUCAUAAUUAUUAAAAUUAAUAAGUGCGUGAUUCUAAAACUAAAUAAGCUGCGUUAAUGCGUUAUCAUAAUAUUAGUUCGGUGUAAGGGAAUGGAAAUUGAAAGUUGAGACCUCAGGUUAUAUGGACAAUACUGAAUUUAAAUUGUUUUCUCAUGAGCAAUUACUAUAACAAUUAGUAUUUACAAUUAUUACGAUCGAUUUAUUACCCUUCGAUACUCCUCCGCCAUAACUCACAAACGGUAAAUUCAAUAUUAGUUUUAUGCAAUUCCAUAACGAUUGAAAAAACAGAAAUUGAAUUUACCAACAACCCUCCAAGAUCAUGACAAAAAUUCACCCUGUAUGUAAUGUUUGUAUGAAUUUCAAAAUUAAUAUUUCAUUUUUCUUAUGAAUGAUUAUUACAAUGAUGAUAUUGCCUCCGAGAGUAUGUACUUAUUACAUUACAUAACCUUCAUAAAAAAAAUAAUAUUGUAUUUGAAAUGAUUGUGAGAACACGAGAAAAGUAACUGUUGUAUGUAGCUACAACGUGUAAGUAUAAUUUAUUAAAUGUCUAAUUUAAAUACAUACAUAAACGUAAUAUUAUUUAUUUUUGUACACCGAAAGGUGAGAACGGUUAUUAUACAGUACAAAUUAAAAGCCUGCAUUAUAAUAGAAACAAAAGAUCAGAGGUCUAUAUAUUUUGAAGGUUGAAAAUAAACGAAUACAUUUCGAGCUUAUAAGCUCGAAAUAUUUUCGAAAAUUUUCAUAUUAAAAUAUGAAAAAAAGACAUACGUUUAUCGAUUUGUCAACAGAUUACGGAAGAAGGUUGUGAGAAAUGGGAUCGACCAAUGUCAUACCCACGCAUAGUUUAUUCUAUAGAAUAUUUGUUGACCUGUAACCGGGAGUUAUGUUUUCCGGGAGUUUGUAACCGCAAAAUAUUUUCGAACGAAUUAUACAAGUUCCGUGUAUUUUCAUAUAAUACCUACCUACUUCGAUCCAAUCAAAUCUCAAAUAAAAACUUAACAAAAUGUAACCUUAAAAUUCGAACUUUAGACGUGUAUGUCGUCAUAAUUCUGUAUUUAUAAAUAUAGUUUGAAUCAACUAGAACUAUUUUAAAAGACGUGUACCAAUUUUAUAAGACAUUUAAUAAUAGUAUUUAACCAGAGAAUUAUAUCCGCAUUGUGAAUUUCACGAAAUGGUAAACUUUUUAAUGGACAAUAAAUUAUUGAGCUGUCUAGCCGAAUUUAAAAUACUAUACAUUAAUAUUAAUAGGAUUUCGCGAAUAAUAAUUAUUUAAAACUCUAAUGGAUAGGUAGGUUGUAGUUUCGCCCACUGUGAAAUAACUAAAAGCCGGUAAUUUCAACCACAAUAGGUAUUCGGGAUUUACGUAAGCUUUAUUUAUUCAAAACUUUGAAUAUAUUUUUAAAAGUUAAAUAUAAUAUAAAAAAUGUUUAUCAAACAUUUUCCUGGGACUUUUGCCCAAGACAUAAUAUUUUACAGUUCAAACUUCAAAGUAAUUCACGAGAAUUCACCUUCCGGUCACCGCCCACGUAACUUUCAACUUACCGCAUAUAUUAUUUGUACCUACUGAAUUAAUUACCGUUUUUAUCGCGUUUCUCAUUGUUACCCGAGGAUACCCGUAAAAUAUACAUUAUUAUAAUAUUCUAAAAUGUUAGAUUGGCAAUAAAGAAAAACAAUUGUUUUUUUUUUUUUUCUUAAAAUGUUGAUUUGAUAGUGAAAAUUAGACUCGCAUAAUAUUUUUUAACGGAAAACAUUAUCCUGAAAAACGCAAUAAAAUACAAUCUUUAUGCGAUCUGUCAUAUUGUUGACACUGUUCAGACCGUAAUGUAAUCUAAUACAAAAAUUGAAUGUCUGUUCGCUAUGCAAAUUUACAGUUUUAUUCAAAUCUUGGUAAAACUUUGCACGCUAGACAAUUUAACCCUUAAAAAAGGCUCACACUUGACUUCAGUAUUUUAAUAUUACGAGAGGAUUAAACUUUUGGGGUUGAUUUCUGGGUUACAGUGAUGCUGUGGAUGAAAUUUUUAAAAAAAAUCAAAUCAUUAUUAUUUAAUUUGGUUAUCACAGACAUAAAAGGACCUUUUAUUAAAGAUAUAAAAACAACAUUUUUCCAUCAGGCAAAAACGAUUAACCAUAAUAGGAUAAGUCCUGGAAACAGGUAUCGAGAAAUUCAGAUAGAAUAUUAUAUAAUGUUGUAAUUAGAGGGAUGAAAAAUACUUCAGGAAUUAGAAUACAUCUUUAUUUAUACUAUUUUGGGUGUAUACUUACACUAUUACGUGACCGUAUACCUCCUAAUCCAUAUAAUUGCGAUAUUUUGAAAUGUAGGUAACUCGGACGCAGCAAGUAUUGUGGAAGCUUUAGCCGGUGAUGGCGAAGGACACUUGGUGCCAACUCCGGUGCGCCGGGAAAAGAUCAAAUCGUCGAAACGGGAGCUCGCGUUGGAAGCGGACCGCGUCCUCAAACAAGCGGACAGCGUGGCCUCGUUGCACUCGGCCUCGCCGCCGAGAAGACAACAGAGGAGUAAACCAGACAGUGAAGGAUCGUCCCUGCAACGGAAAACCAGUUUCGGAGGGACCGACUCGAAAAAAUGGAAUUCCGAAGGUAAAAUCACUGCAUUAGUCAUUAAUACCCAUUAGUAAUGAAUCAUUACUCAAGGUUCGGGACUUUAAAUUCAAAUGCACAAAAAAGAACUUAAAAACAUAAAAAAAAUGUAUGGAAAAAAAACUUAAAAAUCAAAAACGGUACAGGAGUUUAAAAGUCCUCCCCCCAAAAAUAAAGGAUAUUUUUUUUUUAAAUGUUGCUAUAUAUAUAUAUUAUGUAACACUUAUAUCAGAUUUACCGUUUAUGAGUUAUAACUUACCUACUAGGGUUUGGAACUUCUAGUAUUUGCAUAUUAUUUUUGAAAAAUAACAGAAUCAAACACAAAUACUGAUCAUCGUGUGGAAGGAAUCUAAAUCCUAAAAUUUAAAAAAUAUAUAAUAUUAUUGUAGCUGUAUAAUGCAGUAUAAUAGAUAGGUAUUAUUGUUAAAAAAAAAAAAUAGAAAUAUAUUGAACCAUACUACAGAAUCACCCUGUACCAGGUUAUUUUGUAUAUUUAUUAUCACAUUUUAUUAACUAGGGAGCGGGUCUAAUUAGAAUACAAAUAAUUUUGUUGGUAUUAGUAUUGUUACUUGUUCAAGGAUUACUGAAAUUUAAAUAAUAUGAAAAUAUAUUUUCUCCCUAAUUGAUAAAAAAUUAAUUUUCAUAAAGUUAAAAAUUUAAAUAAAGUUUAUAAUGGUUUUUAUAGAUAAGUGUACGGGUGUAAUACGUAAAUCAUUUUAUUUAAAUGAACAAAAAUGAAGUAAAAUUAUAUGGACUACUUUUUCAACGCUAUGGGUAUAAAAUACGAGUAUAAAUAAUAGUUUCAAAAGUUUUUCAUUAUAAAUUUACGCCUUAAAAAUAAUAAUAAUCAUAACGACUACCGCAGAGAUAAAACAUUGGUGUAGUGGUGAACGUGUCAAAGUUUUGAACAAUCGAACACAGGAGUCCGGGGGGGGGGGGGAAGGAUUCAAAUUUUAAAGAAUAAAAUUGAUUUAUAGCAAAACAAAAUCAAAUAUGAAAGGGUAGAUUGCAAUAUGCAUAACUAGGGGGGAGUGGGGGUCUUUAGUACCCUUUAGUUUAAAAACCCCACUAAGCUUUUUUAUAGUAAUAACUAAAUAUUUUAUCCAUGCGUUCCAUAAUUAAUGCACAAAACAAAAUAAAGAUUUAUCUGUACAGACAAUACAUAUAAUAUGUAAAAUAAUGUUAAAAUAGUUAUUUGUAAAAAUUGUUAAUAGUAAAAUUUGUGGAAACAAAAUCGUAAAUGAAAUUUAUAGUUGCUUAUUGUAAGAGUCGUGUAAAGGGCAUUGUGAGGGUAUAGCCGGAUAGCCCCGUGGGUCUUUGAUUUUCCAUAAUUGUAGCACCCCCAAAGUGAGUGUAGUCUAGUUGCGCCUGCGAUUGAUAACAUUGACUUUUGAAGAUAACCACAAACUUUAUAUCAACCUUAUAAGAGCAAACAAUAUCGUUAUCGUCGUUUGUGGUGUUAAACAUAAAAAUAAAUAACUUCUGAUAGGUUUGCCACUGUUAUAUGUAGGAAGUAAGAAAAAUAGGAUAUUUACGCAAAGUUAUUUAAUUUAUAUCAGUACCCAACGAUAAAUGAUUGCUGACGCGAAAUACCGUUCUGAAUGAAGUUCGGUUAAAUGUUUUGAAAUGCCGUGAUUUUUACGAUUUUCGUCAAAAUUUAAACUUAAAAUGAUUAUUGAAAAAAAUUACUAAAUUACGCUAAACUUUAAUAUGUUAACAUGAAAUACAAAUAGAUACAUCCCUAGCUGCGCUCAGAAUAUAAAAAAGUACUAGACAAUUAAAUGACCACUCGUCAUAGAAUCGAUUGUACCGGGGAAAGAUAAUAGUUUCCGUGAAGCUUUGAAAAAAUCAACAAAUGUAAAUGUAUUGCUAAAACACGUCGUUUAUGGAAUUUUUAAUGUAGGUUGGUAUUUCAUAAAUCAAAAACUGGUCAAUGUUUCGACUAAUGACAACAAAUAACAGUAACGUAAACUUUUGAAAAAAAAUAAAUACUUUUGAGAUAACAGGUCAAUGAUGAGUGUCUCAUGACUAGAGUUCGGAUUUAAAUGCCCUUAAACUAUCAAAACACCGCCUUUUAAAUAAAUUAAACAGACUAAAAUCGUCGGACAAUUGGCCACACGCACCACCGAUAUAAUAUUAGCGCUCGAUAAGAAAAUACUACGAUAAAAAUUACCUGGUCUAAUUUAAAACCAGAUUACCUGAUGUUAUAUUGCUCAAGAUGAAAAUGAUUUAUAUUACACAACACUAUGUUUAUAUUUCAACGAAGUCGAUUUUUUUUUUUUUUUUUUAGUCAUAAUACGAGAAAUGCGUUAAAAACGUCAAAAAAUGUCCCGAAAAUUGUUUACAGUCACUACUUGAAAUACACUUGCAAGUUUGGCAAGCAUCGUGUAAGAUAUUCCCGAAAAAAAAAAAAAAAAAAAAAAAUACAAAUACAUUGAAAUCCGAGACCUGCUCUUACGACGCGUAAUUAUGUUUUCCGUGCGUCUGCAACGGAACCUCGCGGCGCCUCGGUAAUAAAAACGCGGGUGGCGGGUGCGCGUUUUUUUUUUUCGUAGCGCGCAUUUGGGAUUUCGUAGUGCUGCACGAAAGUGAGUGCACGCGAAAAUAACCGCUGAUAAUCGCGAUAAUUACAAUCACUGUCCGGCGUCGGGUUUUGCAAAUAGUAGUAGUAAAAAAAAAAAAAAAAACUAACUGCUCGAUUCUCGUUAUUUCUUCAAUGCCGAACGCGCACGAUUGUAUUUCUGUGAAAUUUAAAAACGUGUCAUUAUAUUAUUUACGGUCAUAACAAUACACAAAUCUAUUCUGAAAAUUAUUCACGGUCGGGAAAAAAAAAGCCUCGUCAGUAAUAGCGUAUUGCGCGUUUGAAGGCUUUUUACAACCCGUCCGUUCGUGUUUAACUUAUCGUAUUUGAAUAACAGUAGUAACAGCGGAAUUGUGGUGUGUUUGACGCAGGUAAACUUUCGUCGUACAUGUCGUUGGACAGACCGAAGAACAGGAUCAGGAAGAGGGAACAGCUGCCGUGGGGAGAACAACGACACGGCGGCCAACAAUAUCGGUCGUCCGCAGAUCUGUCGGCGGCCGCGACCGUGACGCCACCGAAAAGGCGGUCUGCGUCUGGCGGCGGCAAGUUGACGAGAAGCGUAAGCGACGCCGGCGACCGGAACAAACCGUUGGCCGCCAACGGCAAAGAUGCGAAACGUUCGAUAUCGCUAUUCGGCACCAUCGAGCGGAUUAAGACGAAAAUCAGAAAGCGCCCGACAGUGGCGACGGCCGUGGAAACCGACCCGGGCGCAAGGAAGACGACGAUGACGUCCGCAAUGGAACGAUCGGCCGAACCGGUCACCGUGGAAUCGGCCCCAUCGCCGCCCCCGGCACCGGUCCGCGCCAAAAAGCAACUGUCGCCCAUCAUCGAGUCGUCUCCGCGGGACGAAUACUUUAAGUAUACGGUCGGCGGUCCGUUUGGCAACGGUCACGGCUCGCCGCCGCGUCCCGUCCGCGGCCACAAGGUCGACCGAAUCGUCCGGCAACUACAACAUCAGCAGCAGCACCAGCAACAACAACAAUCAGCGGCGACGGCCGAACCCGCCCGUCCGCCGUCGUCGCCGGACUCGGCCCACGCUCACAACGGAAACGAACCAUUCUCAUACACGGCCACAACGCCGACGCCCACUAUCGUUCACCUACUGGACGUGGACCGAACGCCGCCGCCGCGACAGUAUCGCUCGGCUGCCGGCAUGGACGACACGUGGACGUCGUACGACGAUCUGAGCCACAGGCGAGACGCGCUGGAAUCGAGGCUACAGAAACGGGCGGCUGCAGUGAGGCCACCCAGAGCGGCGACCAGUAGCAACACCGCAAGAACGUCUACGACGCGCACGCGGUCGGCAACUUUGAUUGCUCCGGGCCCGGCCGUGACGUCUCCGGAUACUUACGCUACCGUGUACAAAAAGAACGAGACGUUAGGCGGUGGCGACAGGUACUUUGAACGGAAAAUCGUCACCGAACACCGUUUUGCCCGCAGGACACCCAGGCUGUCGGGCGAUGGCGAAGAUGGCGACAAACGCGAUGAACGCGACCGUGACGACCACGGCGAACGAGGAGAACGCGAGAGCGAUGAACAGUACGACGAACGCGACCACAGCGGCCGCGACCACGGUGGACGCGACUACGGCGGACGAGACCAUAACGAACACAACGAACGUAGAAGAUCGCGAUCCGCCGGCAGGCCCACAAUCGUGUCCCGGAACGAAGUGCCCGUGCUCAACUCGGCCCGUUCCGAAAAACCUGCAAAAAAACGUUCCAGGUUGGACAAGUUCAAAAUGCUGUUCACCGGCGGCGGUUCGUCGUCCGCGUCCAAGGAGAACAAACGGCCGGCGUCCGCCAAAACGCAGUACAAUUCGUCCGAUCCUGAGUCGUACACGUCGUCGCUGCGCAAGAGAUACAACGUGUUCUCGGGAAACGAAAACGUGAGUACUAAAAUAGUUAAAAUAUGAUAAAAUAAUAGGAUAACCGGUAUAGAUACUUAACAUUACGAGGGCUUCGAUGGAAAUAAUAUUUUUGUACCGGUAACGGAUCGACGGGAUAACGGUGUUCCCGAUCGACCGCAUAACAGGGCGGUUAUCCGUGGUAUAUUCAAUCAUAAAAAGAAAACAAAAAUAGUUAUCGGCUCGUAAAUUAAAUUAGCGUGGCUAUUAAUUAUUCGUGAAAUAUUUUUUCACUAUAACGUACUAUUAUCGUAUGUUGCGUUAAAAUCCAAUUUCCAUUGAUAACCGCGAUAAAACAACAAUCCGCUCGCGUAAUAUUUUAUAUAAUUAGACUUUUUGUGCCGGCGGUGGUCUCGAUGGUGGGAAAGGGGGUGCCGGGGCGAUCGCCUUCCUUGGAUUCUUUUUGUUUUUUUUUUUUUUUUUGUAACGCACACGGUUGUUCGGCGAGAAAGGAAUUAUUUUAUUUCACUAGGUAUACGAUUAAAACGACGUAUAGCCACGUUUAAAUCGUGUUCGAUUAUGUCCGACCAGCCCGAUAAUUAUUACGAUCGCCGGACACCGUACCGUACGCGGCCGCCACUGAUCCGUGUCCACUGAUCCGUAAUCAGCUAAUCAGUGUGUAAUACGCGUCGUGCGAAAAACUCCCUCGACAAUGUUACGCUUUUUGAACGACUGUGCGGUAGUGCACGUUAUUGGUUCUGUUCGUAUAUACGAUUCCGUUCGUGUAAUGCAAAGUACGGUGUAGAAAUAUAAUUUGAAAAAAAAUCGCCGUCAAAUCGAGACGCCUACGCACACAGUCACACAUAUACUUCGUCGUAAAUUUUAUUUCAAAAACAAAAAAAUAAUAUACGUUUCGCGGGGUGUGAGAACUCCCACAUUACAGAAUCGUAUAGUUUCAACAACGCCGAAAAGCGGUUUUCGACUAAGCUGCAGGACUUCGGUACCCCAGUUGUAUACAGCAUAAUAAUAUCUGUAACCGCACGCACGAAUAUGUUGUUCAGCGUGAAAUUCGACAAUAUUUCACAAGACAUAAUAUUGACAAUAUAUUAUUAUUACAUUAAAGGCGAUCGUAUUAUAAUAAUAUUAUGUAACGUCCACUAGGUUACUGUGUCGCAAUUUGACAAUUAUUUUAACGAUCAAUAUGUAUAAACAAAACAAUAAUGAUAAUCGACACGAAUAACAACGAAAAAAAAUACCACAUCUAAAAAAGGCCAACAUAAGUAUUCCGCGAAAAUUUCAGGCCUUUACGAUUAUUUUCAACCGAGUUACAACAGAAAAAACAAAAUCGAAAAUAGUGAAAUCGUUAACGCCGUAAACUAUUUCUGGUAGAAAAGUCGUUUACAAACAGAAAAAAUUUAAAAAAUCCAAAACAUUGAGUACCAUUUCAUUUCUAUAUGCUUACAAUUGGGGAAAAAUAUUGAUAACCCUCGUCGGUCUGUAUACUAAAAGUCAAUAUUUUCACCGAUAACGCGCUAAAAAUAAAUGUUUUAAUCACAUUGAAUUUGAUGUCCUCAAAUGUCUUCUUGAUAAACAAUAUUUUUUUAACGCAGUACCUGUGGCAUUGAUCACGUCAUCGUUAUUAAGUUACGUCGUAUUUAUCGUGGUUUUUUUUUUUUGUAUUUUUUCAAAUUGCGUACAUAUACAUUUACACUUUAAUAUAUGUAUAAAAUGACUCAUAUAAACGUAGUGUGUCCGGUUGCCGUUUACAGUAAUGCGCUGACGCUGACCGUACAGUAAAUAAUUAGGUAUCGGUUAAAAAGUUUUUACUCGAGUACAAGAAUUAAGAGUGAAUGAUACCCUCAGCCCACAGGUAAAAACUGCUAGCCUAUUAAUCCUAAGCGUACCACUUAGAAAAAAAAAAAAAUUACUUGACAAAUUAGACGAGUUACUUCCAAUGCGGGCCUGCGUCCUCUCCUCCUUAAAUCGAGCACUGAGCGACUUGGGUUUGGUCGCACAUGUAUAGACGAGUUUCGGAGUUUUGUGUAGAUUAUGCCGUUUAUCGCAAUAUAAUAUUAAGACAAAUGAGUUCCUCCUAUUUUGUAUAGUACCUGCUUAUACGUGAUGGCUAACCUACGGCCAAAACGUACCCUAUGGUAUAGUCAAAUUACACUUGUUACCUAAAUCAAAUGGUCGAAUGCACUCGGAUCAAAAACAAGUAACGGUCGAACUGCACUUGCGUCAAAAAAAGUUUGAAAAUACUAAUUUCCCUUAUCUCACUUACAAGGCUUAUUAUGACGAUGAUUUUAAUCAUUGGCGCGGUUACAAAUUAGUUAUUUUAAUAAAUAUAUAUAUACAUAAUUAAAAAGCGUUAUUUGAAGUUUUCAAAUUUUGAAAUUAUUAAUUUUUUUUUUUUUAAUUACAAGAGACUGAAUUUAAAAACUCUAUUCUGAUAAUUGAUUUUUGAAAGUAGGUAUAAGAUAUAUUUUUUUAAAUUAAUAAAUAAUAAACGGGAAGAAAAAUUAUUGCUUUCGAAAUUUUUAAAUCAAAUUUAUUUUUUCAAAAAUUCGUGGUACCUUUCUUGACCAGAAUUCGAACAUUGCUCGUUUUUGAUCCGAGUGUAGUUCGAACAAAACUUUUUUUUUCAACCCAAGUGCGAUUUGACUAAAAUAAGUGCAAUGCGACUUCGACCCUAUCGUGUAAUGUUUCGAGGAAACAUUGAACAUUAUACUUAUAAGUGAAACGAGAACAUUUCUUAAAAUACGCGCAGUGCUCUUUGACGAUUGGGCGAAAAAUGUGUUUUUUGACCGGGUUUCGUUCUACGCCUACGUUUUCGGUUAAUGUAGUUUCUCCCUCUCGUUACCAUAAUUUCAAUUGGUCACGUUUUCGCGGUAACCACUACAAUAUGAUAUUCCUAAUACAUUUAAAAACAAUAUAUCCGUACAAAUUAGAAUAUUCUUAUCGGAAACAAUAGGAGGCGGUUUUUCGAAAAAGUCGGAUAUUUUGCAAGUAUGCGGUCGGACAAUAACUAAUAAAUAAUUUGACACCGUGCCUAUGUAUGAACGAAGGCGUGUCCACGAUAGCGUCAAAAUGUAUUCAUUUUUUUUUUUUCAUUUUUUAUUGGAAUAAAACGUAAACUAUGAUUUAUUUAUGAUUUAAGUAAUAUAUCGACCAAAUCGUAUUGAAUAGUUCCUAUUACAAUAAUUUAACAUUUAACACUUAAUAUAAUUUGAAGACAUACAAUUUUGUGUGUGUGUAAACUCUUUUAAUACCGGUAUCAAGCUCCGAACUUAAAUGUGUAUAUCCGAUCGACUGAUGUUAUAAUAUAUUAAGUACAAAUUGUUCAUUGGUAGAAAAACAACAAACAAUCAAGACGAAAUAAAUAUUGACGACCACUGACGUUUAAAAUUUAAAUAACGCAAAAAUGUAUCGAUUUCGUCCGAACGCCGAUUGGCGGUGCCCCGCGUACGUACAGUUUCCUCCGGAAAAUUACGAAACGUCAGCUCCUCCUCGCUAUGCACAACACAUUACGAUGGACACGGUUAAAACCUUGUCGCCAACACGCGUUUUUAUCAUUAUUAUUACUGUUGUACUCGCCGAAACCAUUCGUUCAUACCUCAACAAUAUAAUAUACAGUGUCGGUAAUUAACGAAUUAUCUAUAUGCAUAGGGUAAGCGGGGGAGGGGGGCAGCUGCCCCUCUUGCGGGCUAAAUUUUCUUUCCAAAAACUGUGAAACUUUAAUUAUUGUAUUAAACUUGUAAUUAAACUUGCAAUGACAAUAUGUAAAAUUAAAAUACUUUCAUCGCUAAUGUUAAAUGAACUAACUAAUAACCAAAAUAAUAUUCGAUUAUAUUGCAUAAAAUAUAUAAAAAUACAUACUCUGUCUCCCCUGCCAGCAAGGUCUGCGCACGCCUAUACUUUAUACAUUAUGUGCGUUAAAAUAUAUUCUAUAAUAGUGAACUUUACCGUAUUGAGAGAAACGGGACGAUUAAAACACCGAUCACCGGUAUUCAAAUAAUUAUGAUUAAACUACGCGGUAUACACGCAUCAUAAUAUUUCAUAGUAUCGGUUUUUCUUUUUCACUUAAUUUAUACUCCCGCAAAGCUUUUGGUCAGUGUAGAAUUUCAUUUCUCGGGUUUGUACGCGCGGUGGCGAUAAAAUAGUAUAAUAUUGUCCGGUAUAUUAUUGAAACAUUUAAAUCGCAUUUGUUAUCCGAACGUCUGAUUAAUAACAGGAUUGUGUAUCGCGAUAUUAUUUUUUCUUAGUGCAACGCAUACGCAAAUGAGCACUGCGGCAACUCGGACCGAGUUUUCUUCGACCGGUCCGACCGAUGUACGUAAUGAAAGGUAUGUAUACGAAUUCUAAAAACAGAUUGGAAAUCAACGGGAAGAAGAUCGGUCAGAGGGUACUUUUUUCCUAUUUAACUUAGAUAUUUAUUUUUUUUUUCACGUACAUUUUAAAAUUUAAUCAAAAACCAAAAUUCGAAAAAAUGCCCCAACCUGUGUAAACUUCACGCUGAAUUCAAUUCAGAAUCCCGAUCGCUUCGUUCCAUCGAUCGGACCGAUUAAAAGAAAACCGGUAUACAUUUCUACUAUACCGACAGUAGCUCCUUGUUAUACCCGUUCACAUAAUGUGCAUUAUACCGCCGCGGAUUAUGCACUCGAUUCGAAUCAUAUAAAUUGCGAAUUUAAAAAAAAAAGUAAUAAUAAUAAUAAAUCCGCGUCCGGUAACAAUAAAUCAUUACUACCUAUCACAAGCAAUUUCCCCCCUCUCCACACAUACACACACACACACACACUGUAAGCGCUUAUUUGAAUAAUUGUAUUGUUGGCAAAACUCGUAAUCCUAUCAGAAAUUAUUGACACAUCGACACGUCGCAAAUACUUUAGUAUCACUGCAAUUUAUGUACUCGUAAUUCGUAUUGUACACGAGAGAUUACCGAAAAACAAAUAAUGAUUUCGUUUUCGAUAAGUUAUCAAACCUUGUGUUAGUUUGUUUUCGACCGCAUACGCGCCGCUAUUAAUCUUUUAAACGCGUUAUAUCCUUUAAAACGCCACGCGUUUCUGCGGUCUCGACGACCUCGCUGCGGUCGUGUGCGCAUAAUAUAGGAUAUCUAAACCUAGUGGUCGGUGGUCACUGUGUUUGUUCGUAUAGUGUUCGCUGUCUGCUUAACAGAGCCGACUUUAUACUGAAUUUGCUAAAAAUGAACAAUGAACUGGAAUAUUGAAUAGUGAUGAUUUUAAGGUAAAACAAAAAUAAUUGCAAUAAAGAUAAUUAUAAUAUAUAGUUAGAAACUUGAGUAUUUUUUAAAAAAAAGCCAGGGUUACAAACCAUCACCGGUAAUUAAAAACGUUUCAUCUAACAAAAUAAAAAUAUUAUGGUUUUAUAUUUACAUUUUCGACGUAAACUAGCUGAUGAGCUCGGGAAUAAAGCUGUAUUUGAAAAAUGUUUUCGUUUUUUAUUAUUCGAUUUCUAUCCCGCCUGACUUUUGGGAGUAAGGUCUUCAUAUAGAUUGUUGACGCGGCCUUUCCGAAGUCAGUCCGACGCGGCUCGCCUGUUUGUUCACAUAAAAACGCUUAUCCAAUAAAAAAAUAUAUGUAUAAUAACACGACGUACUUGUAAUAAUUCUAUGCAAUAUUCGGUGGUUUAAUUCAUUUUUUUGCUUCUAGACAUAGAGAGAAAGCCGCGACACAAUGUUAUAAAUUACACGGUAAUUAUCGCCGCGUAGUUUUCAAAAAACAAAUCUUACGAUUUUGGUCCGUUCUCCGGCGGCGGUGGUCUCUUCCGCGCGGGUGACGGCGACGGCGGGGUGAAAGUCAUAGGUAACCGUGACUAUUCGAUUUUUACCCGUAAUUCUCGAUUACCGCACAACAACAAAAAAUAAUCGUAAGCGUUUCACAUCGGAAUCGGCGUCCCCCGUUAAACCACAACGACUUUUCGAGUAAUCAAAUGACUAUACUCAAUGGCUUUGAUCUAGUGUCUAUUAUAUUAUAUUAUCUUCUAUCAUUAUUCUAGCUUUUACAACUCUCUUAGAGUCUACCAACACAACAUCACACCAUAUAUAUAUAUAUAUAUAUAUCCGGAAUUAUCACUCUCCAUUCAUCCACUCCCGUGUUCCGUGUAUCUUCUUCGACCACGUCCGACCACAAUCUCCUAAGCCUUCCACAUGGUCUCUUACCCGGAGGUUUCCGUUCGAGUGCUGCUCCGGUACAUAGUGUCCUUCUCCUCUUAUAGCCUUUACAAUAUACGUAUUUACAAUAUACAAUAUACUAUAUUAACGUUGUAAACAAUACAGUAAAAUCAAAAUAUUUAUUUCGAGUAAGUGAUCACAGAAUAUUAGGUACCUAUCCUAACAUUACACGUUACUAACAUGCGAAAGUUUGUUCAGAUAGAUGGCCGGUGUAAUUUUAGACCAAAAAUAACACGUAGGCUACUUUUUUCAAGCUCUAAAGGUGAGGGGGAGGGGCGAUACAGGGUUGUUGGUAUUUUUAGUGUCUAUUAUUUUCUAUUGAUUUACACGUUACCUUGGUAUUACGGAAGAAACAAAAAAUCGGUUUUUUUUUUCUUUUUUAAAUUAUAUAAUACGGUAAUCCGCGUAAAGAGCCGUAAUGGUAAAGUCGUCACGACGACGCGCACUGCGACGAACAGAAAUUACCUACCGUGAUAACGGUCGGUUACUCGGCACAUUGUUGGAUCGUUAUAGUAAUUGGAUCGAAAUUUCAAUUUAAAGACGAUACGGCGUUAAAGCGCCAAAACGAGCGAACAAGUUUUUAUUAUUGUUAUUUUUUUUUUUUAUUUUUGUUUACAUAAUAAUAUUAUAUUUCCGUGCAAUACUGACGCUCGUGCGGGACAGCUAUAUUACACAGACAUAAUAUUUUAUACUAUAAAAUUUAUAGUAUCACACGCGGUCAGGUCACAUAUUAUUAUUACGCGGUUCGACAUUUUCGUAUAAGAAACGAAAAUACGAACAAUCGCCGAGCAACAGCGAGUAUUAUAACAUUAAAUUAUGCAUACGUGAAUCGCAAACACAACCGAAACCGACUGUAUACGGAUCUUUUACCGCGGGCCGCCACGCACAUUUCCGGUGUUGUGCCGCGAUUGUAACAUUCUUGUGACGGCGAAAUUCAACGACGUUUCCGGUGCGACCUGCCUACGUCCCGUACACGAAUCCACUUGUCGAUAAAAUAUUAUUACGAUAACAUUUACGUCUUGUGCGCGCCGUUCGCCCACAACCCUUUCGCGUUCGACACCGCGAAGACGGUCGGUUUUGUCCGCGGACACGAUGCUUAAUAGGCGGGCCCGCGGCCGACCGCGACACGACGCGUACCGUUAUUGUAAUGUAUACAGAGUCCGGCGCGACGACCGGUCACAAUAGUAAUGCAAUAUUAUUUUUUUAAUCGCGGACAACCCGAUAAAACAGAACGCGGCGUCACUAUACAAUCCGCGAACGCCAAAUGAAAUAGCGCUGCUGCAUGCGGACGUCUACCCCUGCCGCUGCGACCCCCGCGGAUACCUAUACUUACAGGGUCUUUGGAUUUACCUAAAAGGCGUCCCUAGGUUGAUUUGGCGAUCGCCCACCAAAUCCCCGGUCCUCUUCCUAUGCAUUUUUGCAACCCCCCCCCCUCCACCUCGCCUUGGCUACGCCUAUAGUCACUGAUUUAUACUUAGAGACACAACUUACAACUUUGGGACCGAUGCCAAUUAGUUUCGAACGAGAAAACUGAAAAAUAAUGGAGUAUUUAGUUAUAAAAUAUUGUAUUUUUUAAUUUUAUAUUUAAUUGAUAUUAUCGUAUACAAUAUGAACAAUGACUGUCGUGUAACAGACGCCUAACAUAAUGUGUUACGGUGUUUUGUUGAAAAAUCAGAAGCAUAAACGGGUAAAAGGGCGUAUUUGAAUGCAGUUUGAAUUAAGCUGAUAACGUCGACUAAAAGAUAUCUAAGCUUUUUUAAAAUAUAAUUAAAUCAACACUGAUAAUUGUUAAAAAGGCGUAUAACCACAUUCAAUGCAUGUGUACAAGGUAUAUUAUGUGUUUUGCUGUUUUUUUGCAAAGCAGUUAUUUUGCUUUCUGAAAAAAAACAAAUGAAAUCUGAUAGACGUCUUUUGUUUAACUGCAAACAUCGUGGAAUUAUUAAACAUUUUUUUAAGAGACGAUUCUGUACAAUCAUCUUAUCCGUGUCGUUUAUUUAUUGAUAAAAUUGAAUUUUCGCGGAUAAUAGUGGACAGUGUAACUCUUAGUCCGGUACUGUGAACAUUAUCGUCGAUAGGAAAUGCGUGUACGACGUGAAAUCAAACUCCGUUUUUGUGUCGGUGUCGGAUACACGUCCUGAUGACCGCUCGCGCAAGUCCCGCCGACUACCGCCGUUAUGCAAUAUACCCACACCGUCGCCGUGCAGUACGUCUUUAUUUGGACGCGGUCCGUAAUAUUAUUAUUUGUCUACCUAUAUAACGUACGCACACAUAUAAUAAUAUUAUAAUAUUAUAUGGUCAACACCCGAAAACUGGUUUGUCGCUGUAAAGCAGUGUUUCGCUAUAAUAAUAUUAUUAUAUACCUACCGGCUGUAUCCUUUCUCCCGUAUCGCGCGAUUUUUUUUUUUUAUUAUUAUUAUUUUACUGUUACAUAGGUAGCUUACUGCUCGGCGAUAAAACAAACUCAUUACAGGGGAAAAAAAAUGUAUAAUUUGAAUAAAAACCGUAUUUUCCCCCGGUUGCACCCACGUUUCAAAUUUUCUCCGAUUUCGUAAAAUUCGAAAAUUGUUUUUGAACAUGUUAUAAUGACCGCCGUCUUGAAGACGAGGCUUUUUCCCCGAACUACUACGUCCGAUGCCCGUUUAAGAGGACGAAAAUGACUUGUUGCUGAUAAACGAUGACAAUAACGUUCUACGAAUCGCGUUGAACUUUCGAGUUUUCGUUCGAUUUCAAAUUAUGGUUUUAAAAAGUUGAUAAAAUAAUGUGUUAAACAUGAACCUUGUUUUUAAAUGGGACAGAAUAUCAAGCUCAAAAUUUUGUUGCUGGUUUUUUAAUUCUUUAAUCGAAAUGAAAAUGUUAGGAUGUGGUCGACACCUAAUAGUCAUAUGUUACAUAAUAUAAUACGUAGACAAAGUAAAAUCAUUGGCUUUUCGGCAAAAUGGAAUACGAUAAAAUAGGAUUCGGCCAAAUGCGAUUUUUUUAUCAAACCGUAUACAACUAGUUUUAUGUCGGCGAAAUGGCACUACACGUUUUACAAGGCAUGAGAUUUUUUCUCGUAACCCGUGCCAAACAACCCGUUGGCACCGGGUUCCUUAACCGUUGUUUCUCGUUUAAUUCUUUUUUUUUUCAAGGGCACCUUCCUUCCCGUGAUGACGACCAUAUCGACUAAAUAAAAAUUGUUUUUUUUUUCUUUUGUCAAUCGUAUUACCUAGGUAACCCAUAAAUUAAGAUACCCACAAACCCGUUCGUCCACUUCUGUGUAUUUUAUAUGUAAAUUUCCUGACAUCUGCGUGCGAUAAGGACAUGUAUCGUUCAUUCACCGCACGAACUAUAGUUAAUUUAUUUUAUUUACUCGUAUGGUUUUGAUCCUAGUAGUAACAGUAUUUAAUAUAACAGACCUAAACAUUACAUGUGAGAUAUGAAUGACCACAACUAUAAAAUCUAUAAAAUAUCUAUCAAUUAACUAUAUGUACAAACAAAAAUAAAAAUAAAAGAAAUAAAAAUAACAAAAUAACACUUCUUUUUUUAGUUCAGACAGUCACCAGACAGCGUCUCUUUCCAAUAAGUGUAACUUUUCCAUACCUCUAGUAAGGAAUGUACCAUACAUUCUUCAAUUAGGUGUCAACUAUAGUUCAUUGAGCGAUUAAUUUCUGAAUGAACGACAAUAUGAGAUGGAUUAUAGUCCAUUUCGAAUGAGCAACGAAUUUUAUACAAAAAGUCAAAUGUUUAAAUGAACAAAGAACGACUGGGCCACUGAGCGAGUAUUGUAGUGCUGCUGUGAAUGGUAUUAAUAACUUUGAUUUUCCUCCAAAACUUUCUUAGGGCUAAAUUCACGUUUAUAUUUACCCAAAAUGUAUUCAUGUGUAAACCAACAAUUACACACAAAUAUAAAACAGGUUCGAAAUUAAGUCGACACUGACUGGCUUAACUUUUUGGUGUAUCUACUGAUAAAUAGAUUUUAAAUCAAAUAUUCUGCCUUACCUAUAUAAUUAUUAAUUGAUUGUUGGAAUUAGUUGCAUAUUUUCGGGGAGGGUUCCUGGGUUCGACCCCCCCUCCUAGAAGAAAAUGUAUAGUUCAAAAAUUAUAAAUAAAAUAUGAAAUGUAUACUAUUUAUAGAUAUACUAAUUAUUAUUAGAAGGGUGGACAAAUUAUAUAAUAGAAGAAAAUGGUCUAAUCUUUGGUCUAAAAAUUUCGUUAUUUCGUGGUUUUUGGAUGAAAACGUGUUUUUGUAGGAAAGUGGCUACGGCGACUAGAUAUACCUAUAGUCUAUUAUUAUGUAUAACUGGCAGGGAUUACAGUUAUAAUCCUGAUUUGACUUCCAAAGGAGUGCUAUAUAUACUCUUGGUGAAGACUUUUUACCCAAUAAUCUUUGUUCCGUGUAGAUACCUAAAUUUGUAAUACUGUCGGAAAUUUCCAUAUUAUAUCAGAAUAAUAUUGCACAAUAUCGACACGAUAAAGAUACUUAUCAUGAACGCCCAAAGUUAAUUUUCAAUAGAGAGACAAACUGGAACCAGGUCUCUCACACAUCAGGAACACACGCAUUUAAAGACUAAUAUGUAGAUAUAAGAACACAAGACCUGUAAACAAUGUUUAUGACAGGUUCAUUACGAGACGGUGAAUCAUCUCUCUAGACUGUGCGUUACAGCUCAAUAACAAUUAUUUGUGAGUUAUAAUAGUUUUCAUGAAGGGGGGCAUGUCUUCCUUUUGUUAAGAGGGAAGUUAUACUAUUCUUACCCCCCCCCCCAAAGGACACCCGUGGUACUCGUGUAGUUCAAAAAUAAUUUAUUUUUAUGUGAAAGUGCGAGUAGUAAUAUAUAUAUAUUAUGUAUUAUAGUACAGUAUAUAUUAAAUGGCAUAACGUCUAUAUCGGCAACGAUAAAUUUUUAUCAAAAACUACAAAAAUUAAGAAGACGAAAAACGAGUGGGCUACAAUAUUACGCCACUUCGAAUUGUGAUGGCUAUACAGCACCCCCUCUCCCCACCCCACCUUAAUCCAUCCCUGAAGACUUGACAUAGAGUUACCGGACGUACCGCGUGCGCAUAUAAAACUUACAAAUAAAUGCACAUCAUUUUUACUAUAGUACGGCGAUUACCUCAUUUUAACUACCGGCAUACCGGCUCUACCGUUUGUUUUUUCGCUUUUGAUUUUUUCCCAAUGGUUUUUCGGGAUUACGCCGAAACCUAAUAAUCCUCGGCCCGUCGAUCACCGCGCGCAUUUCCGUCGAUCAAAACGCCACGGUUACUAUAUCAAUAUAAUGCUUUCUCCCGGGCACAUUAUUAUAUCAUUAUCCAAGCAAUCCUAUAUAAUAUAACCUGGAUGUCCAUAUAUGCUCACGCGACGGCCAUCCGGUGCUCCGCCCGUGUCGUGUCGUAUCCUCGGUCCAUCCUUGGCCCCGCUCGUCACAAAUAUCUAUAUUACACAUACAUACACGCCAUAUACGAUAUACAAAUACAAUACAUUGUAUAUCGAACCCGCCGAUUUAUGUAACAUACUUGCACAAAAAUAUGUGUACGGAUAAAAAAUACAGAAAAUACAAUAUUAUGUUCCAACAUACAGCUGACCAAACGGAAAACGAUUAUUAUAGAAUCUAAAAGCACCGAUGCAGGAAUAAUUAAGCAUCCUAAACCGAUAUAUUCCACCCGAAACGACAAAAGUACAAAAAAAAACCCCCCUCUACUCAUUGAAGAUCAUGGACUAAGAAUAUAAUAUAUGGACUAGACACACCUAGGUGGGCAGGUGAUGGAGACGUGGUCAGAAAUUAUUGUUUAAAGCACAUUUUGAAAAUAUGUCGGUGGCUAGCGGGUUUUACUGGGAACUAACGAAUAUUACAUUUUGUUGUGUGAUAAAUUAAUUAAUGAGUUAUGAGUAUGCUAGUAAAUAUACUAUUAUGUUACUAGAUUAUAGAACUUUACAAUUCCCUACUGUAUAUUUUAGUGAUAUUAUCAAGGGGACUGAUGUGAAUGAUACUUCACUCCCCAAGGAAGUCUAGAACCCAGACCUUUUUCUUAUUUAUUUUUUUGAAAAUGACUUGUUACAUAUACAUAUACUUAUGACAACCAAAGACAACAAUUUAAUCCUGCAGAGUUUUCAUAUUGAUUUUCAAUUUAUAACCACUCUAAAUGAUUUUUACUAAAAAAAACGUAAAAUACGUACCUCUUUGACGGAUUAACCAAACUAGACGCUAAAUUAUCAUAAUCGUUUCGAAAUAAAAUUAUUUGUUUUUCGACACAAGAGUUUUUUAUGUAUCUAAAUAUUUUACGAAAUAAUACGGUAGCAAUAUUAUCGGUAUCUAUAUAAUAUGUGUCACGAGAGUAUACCUAUAUAAUAUUAUCGGCCGUAUCAAUAUACCUACAAGUUAUAAAUAUAAGUCAUAAAUGGAUAUUAUAGUGUAUGCGAUCCGUCAUUAAGUUUGGUAUACUUAUCUGUACGUGUAUGUGUGCACCUAUAAGCCAAUAAUUAUCACAGUAUCUGUUUUUCUAAAUUUGAAAUCUCUACCGUUUGUUUUUUUGUGUUUUCAAUGAUACCACAACUGCGACUUACGUCUAUGUAUACCUAUAGCUCUACGUUCAAUACUAUAGUUUACAUUUUACUAUAUAUUAAUAAUUUCAACCUCUCCUGCCUCCAAAAAAAAUUAAAAUAUAUAUUUUAUAGGGACAAAACAAAUAUGUAUUCGACAUGUAUGUUUCCGUAAAAUGUAUUCGACUAAUAUAUAGCAGGGAGGUAUGUAUAAUAUUAAAGAGAGUGAUUUAUCGAGGUCGAUGCGCACAAUUGCACCAAAAAGGUUUUCGACGUUUUUGAACGAACAUGACGGACCACAAUUUGAAAAUAUUACAUGUUGAAAAUAUUUCUCGCGGAACCCGAUGAAAACUAUUAUACUCUACCGGGAGUUUGACUUAAUUUAAAGUAUUUCUUAAGUGAUUGAAAACAACGCUGGAUUGCGGUUUGUCACACACAUAGAUAAUAUUAUAUUAUAUACCUAUGGGUUAGACAUAUUGUAAGCAACUGAUUGAUAUCGUCAGAGAAGUCGUUCGCUUCGAAGUCACGUGAUAAAACUUACAACGCAUAAAUAUACCGACUACGAAUAGGUACAUACCUAUAUAAUAUAUGACGUAAAGAAAACGUGAAAUUGUUUUGAUGAAAAAAAAAAAAACACAAAUUAUUAAUAUUUAUUUAUCCCGGUCGAUAUCGUCGAAUAUAAUACGGCACAAUAAAAAUCGUGUAGAAAUGACGGAAUAGUAUUACCAUUUUUGGUUAGUAAACAGUUUAUAAUGUGAAAACGCCGAAACCGCAUCAGAGUACAUACAGGUACGUAUAUAGGUAUAUAAUAAUUCCUCAGGGUCGUGCCGAUACGUAAUGAAAAAAAAAAAAAACCGAUUCAACCGUACAAUAGUCAGUCGCGUAUGCAUAUUACGUGUAUUAUAUAUAUAUAUAUAUAUUUUUAUAACCUGAUGUAUUUAUCUAUCUAUAAGUAUGCCAUGUUAUAUUAGAGCGAAUAUGCCCUAAAAGUCUUUCAAUAUUUAUAUGUGAAUACAUUCACUAAAAAUAAAAUAAAAAUCAUGUUAAAAAUUUACGAAAUCCUUAAAAUAUGCUCUGAAAAAAAAAAAUCGAAAAACGCCAACUGCAUGUGCGAAGUACGAUUUUGUACAUGGGCAUGGCUAUCCGCUCUAUUUAGAAAUCUCGGAAAAUCAUUCUUGUGUUUCGCAAUUCGUUUAGUUGAAAAUGUCUUAAAAAUAUACUUAUAAACAAUUCCUUAAAGUACGCGAAAAAAAAUCGUGUAAACAGAACCGUUAUUUAUCACAAUAAAAUGUACGCGAUAUUAUCGAUACGGAUACAAGGUGAUUUAUUCCCAACACGAAGCGGUAUUGUAUUUUUGAUUUUUUUUUUUUUUGUCAUGGCGCCUGCAGCAACGAUUGGAAAUCACCUUCCAGCGAUCAUUUAGAACAAUUUUUCUGAAAACGUUAACGUAUACUUAAAUAAAUAUCGCAUUAUUCAACGAACGUAAUAGUUUAUUAUUUAUUUAUCGGAACGUAGAAACGUUUACAAUUAAUAAGGGCCGUAAGUAUGGUGCUAAAAUAUUAUUCCCCCGUCACUCCGUCGCGCGUACACAACCCCGUAAACAUCAAAUGCUGUGUAAUAAAUAAUUAACUGCAGUUUAUUCAACAUUCGGUAUAUGUAUAUUGUAUAUACACGACGAAUUUUUUUUACGGUGAAAAGUGAAGUUCAGACGGGCACGGGUUUACCAUUAAACUCGUAAAUAAACCGUGCGCAUUUUGGUAACGAGAAAAAAAAAGCAAUCGUAAAUACAAUAUGUAAUAUAAAGUCGAAAAGAAAAGAAAAAUAACUAAUUUAAAAUCGCUUUUGAUCUCUCAUCAGAUCCUUUAUAAAGAGGAAAAUAUCAAACUUUUUUCCAUCUCGUUUAAUCGUAUCGUUUAUUUAUUUUUGUUUUUACCUGCAGAACAAACAAGGAAAUCACGUAUCCGGUAACAGGAGAAUGUCAUCGCCGGGCAAAACUUCAAAGACGACCGGAAACAACGGCGCGUGGUUCAAGUCGUUGGACAGAUUCGGCAAGAAGAACAAGGUUGGUCCCCGAAAAACAUCCGUACACGUCGUAUACAUUGUACUAUAUACAGGGUGCCCACGCGAGACGCGUUUACAAUGAGAAACGUUUGUAAAAAAAAAAAAAAAAAUGUUUUCUUCAAUUUUUACCUCGAUGAGUAAUAAAACGGUCGCUUAUUUCGGUAGGCACGGGAAAUUAAGUAUAGCGCAUUUGUCGCUCUCGACACUAAUACAAUUUUAUUAUUGUAUGCCGCGGUAAAAUAUUAAUUUGGCGUUUUUUUUUUUUUUUUUUUUGUUUUUCAAUCAUUUUGCGCGGCAGCGAUCGAAGACGUUCACGUCGGGAAGCGAAAACGACGACGAGAUCAGAGUGCACAGGGUGAACGACCGGAACAACCCGACGAAAGGGUCGUCGACGACGGCCCGGUCGUACCACAGCGUGGGGAAUCUCAACUCGUUAGACAUGGACCAGUCGCCCAGACUGAUGGCCGACAAGAGACAUUCGCUGAUCGAAAGUUCGGCGGGCAGCACCACGGAGGGGGACAGCAGUCAAAAAUCUCACAAGUCGACCGUUUAUCUCCACGCUACCACGGGUACGAGUCGCGCACACGUUACAAUAAUACGUAUAAAAAAUGAAUUUUCAAAGUGUACUAAAACACAAUAUUAAGCGAGUGUAGCAUGUGCAAAGGUUAAAUGCCGGAACGUACUUAUAGAAAGCCGUUUUCGAAGGUACGACCGCGCAGAAAUCCAUCUGCGUACCAUAGGCGAAAUUAGGGGGGAAGGGGACGAUAGGUUCUAGGUGGGUAUUAACUACCACCACCGAAAAUAUCCAAAAAGCUUAUUUAUAUAGUAUAGUAUAGAAUCAAUAUUUUAUCCGUGUAUUCCAUAGGGGUCAUUUAAUAAGCAGAACAAAAUACAGAUUGCCUACAGACAACGCAUGUGUGUAUAAAAAAUAAAGUUAAAAAAGUUAUGAUACAUUUUUUAUAUUAACAAUUGCAAAUGAAACGUGUAGUUGCAAAUGGGAUUGUGGGGGCACUGCCCCAAUAAGCCCCAAUAAUUUUAGCAUCCUGAAAGUUGGUGGUCCAGUUGCGCCUAUAUGCAGUGCACACACGAUCCUAAAGAAGUAUGAACGCUGUAUUACCUAUAAAAUGUUCGCGUUAGUCGAUAUUAUUUUUUUCACGACACUUCGGCAACAAGGUCCGACACAAUCUGUAUAGUGCGAUAAAAUCUCGUAGCGAAUAAAUAAAUAGCGUUCACACGCGACUCGUUUACAAUACAAUUAAUACAAUUUAUCGUUACGUUACACAAAGAAAUAUUAUUUUUUCAAAACGUUUUAGGUAUACCAAACGAUGCUCAUCACCCUAGAACGACUAUAUUUUUUUUUCAAAUAAAACGCGAAAACAAUAUUUACCUACGUCGCAUAAAUUUCACCGCUCGUAACGUGUUUAUUUACCCCUUAAUUUACGAUUUCAACAUAAUGAACAGUUUUUAUUUGGAACAUAAAUACCGUAGUAUGGCUGUGUUAGUUUUAACGAGUCCUGCAGUUGUGACCGUGAUAUUGUUUUUAUAAAAUCCAUUUAUUUAUUAUUGGUGGUGACGACACGCGUACCAAUCGACUAAAAACAUACCCCUGGGCGGCUAUUCCCCGUUGAAUGCUUUUUAAACUGUACAUUGCAAACAACCGUAUAAAUAAAAAAAUAUACAGCCGACCAGCAGUACUUUACCACAAUGAUUAAAAGUAGGUAAAUAUUAAUCACUAAUAAAAUUACAAUCCAUGUAUCUUUUUUUUUUUUCAAUAUCUAUUUACUAAACAUAUUAUUUUAACAAAAUAUCGCUUAACGAUCGAUACGUGACAAUAUAAUAAUAUUGCCACAUUGGGUACAGACUGGCUAAAGACACGCAGUUAGAAUUAUAGAAUUCAUACGUACAAAUCCUUGUAACAGAUUACUACGGCGGUCUUAUACUAUAUGAACUACAACGCGGAAUAAAUAAAUGCACUAAUAGUAUAAUACUAUAAACUUCCUCGGCAUCUAAGUACGACACGAUAUCCUCAGCAAACACUAUUAUACAGAGUGAUUAUUUUAUAGUGAUCCAAUAUCAUUAUUAUUGAUAUGACCGAACGCUUCCCUAUAAACUAUUCCAGUUUAAAUUCUAAACAUGUUAUAACUCAUAAACACGCGGGUAAUUCAAUAUUAGUGUCGAUAAUGUACAAAAAACAGAAAAAAUAUUUUUCAGUAUAGGAGAGCUGCUAAUUGAAAAUUAAAAGUCAAUACGGUAUAACGAGUACAGAUUAGACGUAACAAUUUAAAAUAAAAUAUAAACAAUUACGUAAUGAUUAAAAACGAAAAUCAGAUUUACCUACUUAAAAUACUUCGAAAAAAACGCUGGGCCGUGACCAAAAAAUUACCCUGGCUAUAAUGUAUAUACACUCUGAAAAACCUGUAAAUAGCACCCUCCUUGUAUUUGAUUAGUACUAUAAUCGUAUGAUAUUUUAAUGUAACACAAUCAUAUAGCAUUAUAAUUUGGAGGGAAAAAAAUAUCAAAAAUUAUAAAGAAAAAAUACGUGUAACUACACACAAUGGUCAAUCUUUUGAAGUACACAAGCAUUUAAUAUUUUUUCAAUAGUAAGUAGAGAAUUGCGCGAACCUUAAAUUUUCCAAAAGGAAAAUUACAAAAACGAGUUAAUAUUUACAACGGAGGACCCAGAAGGGAUAGAUGCCACCCUUUUUCCCAGAUGAUACCUCACUUUGAGAUAAAAAAAACUAAUUAACGCAUGUGUUUUACCCGAUUUGUAAACCGUUGAGAAUAAUAAUAGGCUUUACGACAAAAAAAAAAUGUAUUUAAUUAAAUACGUAACUAUUUGUCAAAUUGUUAGACAAAUAAAUUAACAAUAUAAUUUAUAAUGUACUGUCAUAUAAAAUUCUACGAAAACAAAAUAAAAAUCGAUAGGCAUGUAGUUUAACCUACCCCUUCCCCCUCCCAUAAUUCAAACCUAGAUCUGCUUGCGGAUGAUUGACCACUCUAUAUUAUUAUACGUGAUAUUUUAUUUGUUUUUAUUUAAAUGUAAUUGUAAACUAUAUUAUGUUUUCAUGGACCGGGCUGGGCACUGCUGCAGUAGGAGAAAUCCCGGAAUCCCGUCAACUCCACCAGUCCGUGUUCGGGGCGAAGAGCAGACGGGCGGCCAGCAGGGAAGAGCUGUCGUCGCGAAAUGACGCGUUCGGUGGCACGCAGAAGCGCACGCUGUCCAGAUCCGUUUCGGUGCUGGCGCCGUGGGCGCCUAGACACGGCGAGGGACGGACCGUAGACUAUGACGAGCGUGGCAGGCCGCCCAGAGCUCCGCCGACGAGGGGAACGACAGGCAAACGACAAGGUGCCGUCAAAGCGACCAAGAACGACCAGGAACAGUCACCGGUGCCCGCGGCGGUGUCACGGAAAAACCGGGGUGUCGCGAGUUCGGGCGAGGAAUCGUCGUUGCUGGACGAAGUGAUCAUCCGGACGACUGGUCGUACGGGAAAGUUGAUCAAAGACGACCGAUCGACGUCCAGGCAAAUCGGCCGGUCCAUGUCGUCAGUCAACAACAGGGCAGGGGGCACGCUGACUCGGGUCAAGUCGAAAUCGUAGUGCCGGGGCGCGCCAGGACCGACACAAUGUUAUUAUCACACUGCAUUGCACAAGUUUUUCGCUGUACACACUAUAUAUACAGGCCGAGGCGGGGCGAUCAUCUCGUUAAAAAAAUAAUAAUAAUAAAAACCGGUCACCGCACGCCCGCCGAUCGCCGCCGUCGUUUAAAACGAGAAACAAAUCGUUAAAAAUUAAAAUAUAAUAAACGCCGUUAAUUAAUAUAAUUAACACGCUCGGCGGUGCGUCGCCGCCAGCGCCACUAAAAAUAUGUUUAAUACCCUUGUCGGCGUCGUCGCAACAAGUUUCAAACGCGCACCCGAUUAAUAUUUUUAUAUUAUUGUUAGGAUAUUAUAGUCUUUAAUAAUUCGUAGGUACGAUUUUUCUAACUCGUUACACCGACACAACCAAUGAAGUCGGAGAUUUUUUUGUUUUUACUAGUAAUUUUGCAAGCACAAGUUCAACGUGACCAUAAUAAUAGUAUCGUGUAUUAAAGCUUGUGGCAUAAUGUAAUACCGCGUCAUUAAAAAAUAAAUUGUCUUUUGUCUUUGUGGUCUAUACUUAAGAGUAAUAUAUUUCUACCGUUAAAGAGGAGCUUCAUGAAUAAUAUCUUUCAAACACACAAACAAUCUUUGCCAUAUAUAAUUUAUAGAGGUAUGUUUUAAUCGUCACUACAUACAUUUCCGACUUGCCUUAAACGAGUAUGAAUAUGAACAAACUAUAAUAGAUCAACAAUAUUAUUUAUGGUUAUUGAUAAAUUUAUGUGCCGAUAUACAUCAUCCGAUUGAUUUACUGUUAUCUAUAUUAUGUUAUUAUUCCUAGUCAAAUAACCCCUUAAAAAUUAAUACAAAAAUUAUAAUUAUUAAUUAUAUAUUAUAUAUUAUAUGUUAAUGAGUUGUAUUUACUAUUUUAUUUUUCAUGUAAAUAUUUUCAAUAAUCGCAUAGAUAUGUUGUACAUAUAAUAAAUAGGUACCAAUAGUAUAACCAAAUUAUUAUAGUCUCUUGGAGACAUAUGUUUUUGAAAAUCCUACAACUACAUAACGAAAAUGUAAUAAUAAUAAUAAUCAUAAUAAUAAUAGUAAUAAUACAUAACAUAUUACACUUAGAAUAAAUAUAUCGUACGAACACACUUUAAUUCUUUGAGAUUAAGUUAAAUUUUUUUUUGAUUAAAAGUCUUUUUUGAAGCUAUAUAUUAUUUUCAUUAUUAUUUGGCUUUUAUCAAUAUUUAUUACAACCUUAAUUCAUACCCUUCUUAUUAUGUACUGACUAAGACUACGGCACCACGACGAAGACCAAGCGGCGCAUGGACACCACCGCUAUCUUUCCAGAUGUGCGUCCAUCGUGUCUAUAACGCUCUGCUUUUGCAGGAGAGCAUUUUUCAGAGCAUUUAUCUCGUGUUCGUAAUUUGUUUUCAUUCUUUCUAACUCUGCAGACUGCUCAUAUAGACGGCCACUUAGACGGUUUACUUCCUGAUGUGCCCCUUGUUCUACGCACUGUACA
Molecule: messenger RNA, 65126 nt
Organism: Cinara cedri
Lineage: Eukaryota; Metazoa; Arthropoda; Insecta; Hemiptera; Aphididae
Source: the annotation of a GenBank genome assembly